AUGCGCGCGCGGGCGAUGGCGAUCCGACGAACGGGCACCACGACGCCGGCGGCGGCCGCGACGACGUCGCGCUCGUCGCGAGUCUUGGCCGCCACCGCGGUGUUCCUCUUGCUGGUGGCCGCGGGAUACGGUCGCGAUACAGGUGCGUUUUAUUUUUUUUUUCCUGUUUUUUCCUUCUAGUACGCUCGUUGUAUCACUGGUGUUGUAAAAUAUAUAAUAAUAUUACGCCGGACGCUCACGCUAUAAAAGUAAAGUACAUUAUGUACAGGGUACGUCACGUACUUUUAAUAGCGGACAGUGUACCGUACAAUGAUAUGUCUCGCGCGGUUUUCGUCGCGAUCCGUUCAUUUAUGUACACAAUCGCGCGCGUAUCUUCUAUAUACAACAGCGUGUUUAUAGGUAUAUCGUUUUGCCGCCGUAUUCGCGUCGCCGUAGGGAUCUCUGAUUUUGAUACAAUUAUAUUAAUCAACCGGCCGACCGCGGGGUCCCUCUAUCACUUCACCCCUCCACUCCCCCUUUCAUUCUUGACUAGGUUUUUUAUUUUAUUAUUAUUAUUUCGGUCCUGUCUCCUCCUCCUCCUUCUCCGCCGUCACUCCUCGUCUUCCGUUACGGCAACCGUUACGAUACGAUUGUCGGUGUAAUACACUAGGCAGAGCCUCUGACGAUAAUUUGAAUACGCGUCCCGACAACAACAACAAUAAUAAUAAUAAUACGCGUUACGGGAUCUUGCACAAUGUUCCCGCGUUAGAAUAUUGUAUAUACCUAUCUGUGCAACGGGAAUCUCAUUGAUGCGUUUAUUCGAUUAUAUUCCAGUGGCUUUUUUAAUCUCAUCAUUUCAUUUAUUUUUGCGGCGUGUGCUCAGACCCGCACUGACCCACCCGGCAACCGGAAUGAUGCACGAUGCGUCAAAAACAACACAUUAUAAUAUUGUUACACAUAAACUUACAAUUUUGGCGAAAUAUUAAUAGAGAAAAAUACCUAGGUAUGAUCUUACGGAAAAUUCAGAAUUACCGACCGCCGCAUAAUACGUUUUCACAUAAUAUUAUUGUAUUUUACGACACAUUUUUACCGUGAAUAUUUGUUAUAAUCGAGAAAUUCCAAAACAAUAAUUAUAGCGAUCACCGUCUGCUCGUGACGGGCAAAACUUUUUAAAAUUUUUUAAGCAUACAUACACAAAUAUUAUAAUCUCCCGGUAGUAGUUUAUUUAAAACAUUUCCUUGCAUUUUCAACAGUUCAAACCUUAGAUAUUAUUUGAGUUUUUUUCUAAAAAAAAAAGUAGUACAUUACCUGAAAAAAUAUCCAGGUUCCCAACAGUUUUUUUUUACAGAAUUAAAAAAAACUAACUAAAUUUCAAUACAUUGAUUUUAUUUUUGUUGAUUUCUGAGUUAUUUCUGCUAAGAAACAAAAAAAAAAAUAUUAGAAUGAUACUAUUAAUACUACUUUGUUCGGAAACGUUUCCAAUGAUUAUCAUUGUAAGCCGUAUAAAAACUAAAAUCCCCUAUGUAUUCAACCUUCGCAACUAGUCACCAAAAACCGUGAUAUUCUAAUAACGUAUAUUUUACCCGUGAUAAUUGUCAACAUUUUUAUUUUGAAAGCAUUUUUCUUUUAUGUAGGAAUGGAUAAAAUCUUACCUUAAAUUCCUCUAAUUAAGAGGACAAAAUGAAAUAUUGUCAACUUCCUUUCGUCAUACAUGAUGUUAUUUUAUCUAUAAGAGAGAAAUUAUAGAAGUUGUUUGCUUCUGAAUAGUAGAUAGAUUACCCCCUAAAACCCCAAUGAUUUAGGCGCUUUUUUGAGAGGUGACUGCAAUCGCCCCUUAAGAGUAGCAAAUACGGGCUUUUGUGUGUAUGUGUUUUUAUAAGAUGAUUUAGUCGGGUAAGAUGAUCCAAAAUACGCGCACAGAUUUAAGUGAACACGUGUAAAGGCUAAAAGAUAUAAUACGAGUAUAAGUACGAUACAAUAAAGAUAAUUCCUCGUAAUUCGUAAACGGGUAUAUACCUAAUAAAGUUAUACAUUUCAUAAAUCGAUCGACUGAUACAUUUUGUUGUUGUAUACUUUUUAAAUGUGUUUGUUAUCAUCAGGGUUUUCUUCGCGUCGGUUAUUUAUUUUAAAACCAUAAUAGAGAAUGGAGUAAGUACCUUACAUACAUAUUAUUGUAUGAGAAUUCAAUCUGUAUACAUUUUAAAUAGCAUCUGAAUUGCAUUUCGUGUCAGUAAAAUCCUUGGGAAUCGUAAAUAUAGAGAUACCACUACGACACAAUGGUGCUAUAAUAAUGUGUGCUGCUCAAACAGAUUCUUAGGUAGAUAUCUUAUGGUUCGGUUAAUGAGCUUGACUGUUUUUGAAUCGGCGAUAACUGAAAAAUAAUUCGACAGUAAACGAUUUACGAAAAAAAAAAAUCUUCUAAUACCUAUCUACCGAUAGUUUGGUUCGACGCGUUUGAAGAUAAAUAAAUAAUUACUCGUCGAAAAAUUUGAAUAACAAACCGAAAAAACCAACAAUUUUUUUAUGAUUGUAUACUCACGUUUCAUAUGCGACGCAAAUAAUAUCGUAUCUACGAUUACCUGUUAAGUAGCCAGGCAUUAUUUUCUGAUCAUAAUAUUAUUGUUGUUUUAUUGAACCUGUAGUAGUAGUAGUAGGGGUUCUAUUAGACUGUAGUAUAUUUAUGUAGUAUUGUGCACAAAUUUAAAAUACCUAAUUUAGUUAUAUUUACUUCUUGCUCAUUAUUAUAAUAUUCAGUGUUUUUCACAAUAGAACGAAAAUUAAAUAAUGAAUUUCAUAUUUUUAAUUGUUCAUUUUUUUUGCCCGUUUCCUUUUCUAUUUUUUCACUUUUGUGUACACAGUUCUCCUAGUUAUUUGAAAAGAUCACAAUUUGCGAACACUAGAUAGGUAAUAUAGGUAUUAUAUAGCUGACUAUAGUAUAGAUAUACUAAGAGUAAUUAUUAUUGUCGAACCGGUCGUUUGAAAUCUAUUUUCAAUCGACAACUUUCUGUAAGACGACGAUUAUGAUGAAUCUCACGGUGAAAAGACGAUCGUUAACAAUAUUUAUCAUUGUUAUAUUUGACCGCGAUGAGAGAAAUCGCAGUAAACGGGUCACAUAUAAAAAUCGUGCGUAGGUACGAAGAACAUGGCACCGGUAGAAGCUUUUUUUUGGCGAGUAUUUUAGGGGCUUAGUAUUAUAAUAUACAAUCGAUUUUUCUAAAUAAUAAUUUUUUAAGACGCCGGUCGCCUGGAAAACUACGGUUUUCGGGGGAAGAGCGGCAAACGCUCUCUACCGGUGACAGGUACUUUUUCGGCCACCAUCUGGACGGACGUCCACACGAAGUUUUCAAUUCCAGUAGUUACGUGAAGACGGGUUGUCGUGUGUGUAUGUGUAGAGGGGAGGGUUGACCUUCCUGUCCGACAACGACGUGAUCGGAAGCGGUGGAGGCGAGGGAGUAACGAGGUUCCCCUCCUCCGAGAGACGUUUUACUUUUUUGCCUCUCGGCAACUGCCACGGCCUCCGUGGUGUUGUUUUCACGUGUGUGCGACGAUUUAGAUUCGACCAGAACGACGGAUUUAAAUGACGAUUAUAAACAUUUUUUUUCUUUAAAACCAGUCACUACCGUUACAGGAUUGCCGGCCAAGAAUAUUACUGGUUCGAUUUAAGUACAUGCGUAGCCGACGAGGGGGGGGAACUAUAAAAAACCAAUACAACAAUAUUAUUAGGUACCGGUUCCUAAUAAUAAUAUUAGGAAACGGUUUAGUUUUAUACCAUGUACUAGUUCCAUAGCUUUAUGGCUUCUAGCCUGCUAAAAGUUGUAAAGAAUUGUAAAAUAGUCCGCUUCAAAGUUAUUUUUCUAGGUUUACCGACACGUCCAUAAUGCUCGACUUUCUUUUCACUCUAACAACACGGGUAAGGAGAGCUGCCUAUUCAGUCACCCUUAUAGCUUUUAGUUGCCAAGGUAAAGGGGAGAGGACUCAGAAAACGUUGAUCGGACGGAAUUAAAGUAGACCCAACCGAAUAAAUAGAAAAAUAUUGUUUGUGAAGAAUGCUUUUUAGAGUUAGAGAAAAUAUUGUGUUGAUAAAGGCUAUAUUGAUGAGUCGUUAGAAUAGAGUAGAAUUAGACGAAAAAAGUCACCCGUAAGUUCAAAAAUAGAUUUUUCGCCUUCUUUAUUGUUAAUUUAGAGGACAUUGCAGUCUUUUUACCUGUUAAUUCUAAUUGUAGAGUUUAUGACAAAUUGCAUGACAUAAUAAUAUACGUACGCAAUUUAAUGUACUUGUACCGUUAUCGUUACGAGAAUACUCUCGCGAUUUUAAACGUAAUUAACAACACGACAGCAUAAUAUUAUAUUUAAAUCCAACAUGCCGUUUGUAAUUUAAUUCUUUUAUAUUACAUUAUUGGGUUUAAUAUAAUAUUAUCGAAUUAUAUUCGAUACGUCGCGAACAGACGUAUGAAAACAAACUUUAUUUAUUAUUGUUAGGAAUAAGAACUCUGUUUGGAAAGUGUAUUUUAUCGUUUUCAAAUUUGUUUUCAAAGUGUUACGCCUUAAUAAUUGACGCCACGCUGUACAGCACGUAUAAGCGGUACUUAAAAGUUGGCAGGUCACCAAAAAAAUAAUACGGAUAGGUAUUUAGAGGAAUAAAAAAUAAACGGAAAUCCGCACGAUAAUUAGAGGACCUAUAAAAUCAGAACCACGAUGAUAUUAUAGUAUAUUAUUAUUACAAUCAGUAUAUAAAGUUGGAUGUAAUAUUAUUAUUAUAUUUUCUUUCUCGAAAACUGGUUCUUAUACCGACCGACCGACCGGUUUUUUGCCAACCAAUAAUACAUCCGACGACGGCGUACUUAGGUAAGCCAUGUUUUAUUAUUAUAAAGCUACGCGCACGCGCAAUAAUUGUGACGUGCAUAUUGUACGUUUGUCGAGUGUAAAUUCGUGUUCGUGUUGGUACUUACCUAUACAAUGUACAUAUUAUUAUAUUUAUUUACAGGUAUAUAUAAAAUAUAUAAUAUAAUAUACUUACUACUUGGUAUAUUAUAUAUGUAUACUCAUUUUUCGAAACGCGUUACACCUGCAGUGCCCGAAAAACACGUACAAUAUUUCUCGCUUUUUUUUCCCCUCUAUACGAAAUAAUUGUUGACCACACAUCGUGCUGAGUAGAGAGUACGUUUGCAACCGGCUAUUUAUUUCAUUGUAAUGUGCUCCGUGCACCUACAUUUUUAUUAUACAGUUUAUCUUCCUACUGGUGGUUUUUUUUUUUUUUGAUUUUUCGACGUUUUUCAUACCUAUACACAACAGUAUAAGCAAUAUAGCACAAUAUAAUAUGUACGGAUACACUUUGGGGGUGUCUCAUACGUAGACCGGUAUGACAAUCGGAGACAACAAACAUAUUCUGACGGGGUUUAUUUUAAAAAUAGUUUUUCUCUUUCUCUUUUUGUAUACCUAUAUCGUUGUGCUUUACCCGAACAAUGGAGGGGCGUUAGUUACCUGGGACGGGCCCCGUUGUAUAAAAGAACGGUUUUUUUUUCGUGUGUUCCCACGGAUUAUAUAGGUAUACCAAUAUAAAUACCAUUGUCAUAUGUGAAAAUCAACGUUUUAUUUUCAUCCCGAGUUAUUACUAAGAUAAUAUCCCCGAUAGGUUGGUUUUCGUCAUCGUAUACCAGACAUUCUGUGCGAUAAGGAAAUCCUUUCACCGGCGCCGCCACCAGUUUGGUUAUCAGAUUAAUGGUAAUUUUAAAGUAAAACCGUGACGUCGUAACAAAAAUUAAAUCUUUUUUAUUAACCGUCACGUUCUUAUUCGUUCUGUGCUGCGCAUUUGAAUAAAACUAAAGAUAAAUAACGUGCGAUCCACGAUAGAGUUUUGAAUAAUAGAUACACUGGUACACUACUUAUUUAUCGAGUUCGAAAUAAUAUUCUCAUAUUUUAAUAUACUUAUAUCGCCGCACCGAGUAGUCUCUUUAUAUAGUUACAUUAAUAGCACCAGAUUGUGUGAUUUUGGGCAAUUGUGCUUAACAUCCAAACAGUGCAAUAAAAUGACUUACUUAUACGGGAUGUCACUAUCCCUCAUACGAAAUUUUCAGAACGUGGUGAGUUUUCUGCCAUAGAUGCUGAAUCCAACUUCGAUAAGAAAAGUAUGGUUUGGUUGUGAUACUCGUAUACACUUGUGUUGUUAGUUAAAUGGUCAAUAUUUAACAAUAAAAUAACAUUUUCUACUUUUUCACUUUAAAAAAUGUGUUUGAUAUCACAAAAUAUGACGUUAUUAUAAUCAUCGCCAAUACCAGCCCAAUUUAAUAAUUAGGUUGUGGGCUCUUCAUGCUAAACAUGAUUGCACGACGACCUAAUUCAGCCGGGGUUUCAUAAAGUUACAAACAAAUUACCAUGUUACAAAAUCAACCAGAUUUGAAUAGACGCCUCACUUUAGCAAAGAAAUUGAGUAUGUAAGGUACGGAAGUGUGUAAUACAUACCUAAUGGUUUUAAUUAAUAACAAAUACGAGUUUAAGUCACUAUUCUCUGCGUAAACAAAUUUAUAUUCUUCGAUUAUUUAAUUCAGUUGAAGAAUCUUGGAUUAAAACCAGACGGUUAUAUUCUAUCAUACCUUAUUGUAUUUUUUUUUUCAAAACAAAUACUUAUUAGUAUUUUAUAAUACCUAGUAGUAUUUUAUACUUAGAUAGAACCUAAUAGUUCUGGAUGUCUUGAUAAGUACUCUAUUAACUUUAUAGUGUAAGUUUAAUAUACGUUUCUCUUAUAACUUAUAUAAUUAUAGGAAAAAUAGAACAAAAAAACAUAGAAAUUUUCUGGUUUUAAGCCAUUUUCUUAAGAAAAAUUAAAUGUAUUCGGGUUACAGUAAGAAUAAUAUAUUAUGUAUAAAAAAAAUAUAGUCAUCACACAAGUCUCGGCGAUAUUAGGUUAUAAUAAUCAAUUCAUUUGAUUUGCAUUUGCAUAUUUUGCAGUUGUGGGAAUAAACAGCGGAUUGCGCAAUAUUGUUUAAAUAAUUAAUAUUCUAAUUAAAUAAUAAUUAUUAUUAUAUUGUGAUAUUAUUUUUAAUCAAGCUAAGUGGUUUUCGAGUUGGUUUAUUACAACGUGCAUACGGUUAUUCGUAGUGAAGUUUAAAAAAAAAAAAAAAAUUAAAAAUCAUUUAGAGGGCGUACUAGAAACAAAAACGCUAUGGAUACUAUAUGUGAUCUUCAGAAUAUAUAUAUAUAUAUUUUUAUUAAAACCCUGGGUCUAGGUUUAUUUGUAAAACAUCUAUAAUAAAUAAAAAUUAACUAUAAUACCAUUACAUUGCCUGCAAAAUUCUCAUUCAAGAAAAGGGGUCACUAGAUUUGUUUACCAAAAAUGAUCAUUAUCACUUUUAUUUUAUCAUGUCUAAAAUUGUAAUUUUGGCGUGACUCAUCCAUUUGUUUGUGCAUUUUCACGGUUUUCCAUGGAAUCAAUUAUUUUUUAUUUAAGUGUUAAUUUUAUGAUUCUAUUAAUUAUAAUUAAUAUAACUAUAGAACAUUAUGGUUUUCAGAAAAUGAUGACUAAUUUAAUAGUAAAAAAUAUUAAAAUAAAAUGUAAAAUAAAAAAACUCAGUUGUUUUUAUUGAAUAUUAUUAUUAACUUUUAUCUAUUCCUAUUCAAAAUUAUAAUAAUAAUAAUUAUUAUUAGUAUCUGUUAAUCAUCAUUUUGCUAUCGAAAUCAAAAAUGUAAGUUGAAUUUGUUUAUUUAUUAAGAUUUUCACUGGUUUACUAAUAUUAGUUUUAAUUAGUCGUAUUUUCGAAUAAGAUCAUUAAAUUAGUACUUACAUUUUAAAAAAAAUGAUUCCAUGGAAAUCUGUGAUAAAUGUAAAAAUAAAUUCUUGUGUCAUAUCAAAAUUACGAUUUUGAACAUGAUAAAUAAAAGAAUAGCAGAAUAAUGUUAAUUUUUCAAAUAAAUCUAAUGACCUCUUUUCUUUUUUUUUGCAGGAAAUUAUGUGGUAUGGUUUAUUCUUUUUUUUUUUUUUUAUAUUAUAAAUUAUGUACAGAUAAAUCCGAAAAUCCCGAGGUUUUGACAUUAGAAAAAAAUUCCAAAAAAUCUAUUCUGAAGACUACGUAAGAAGACGUAGUCUUCAGAAUAUCAGUAUCAUUUGGUUUAGUGUAACAUUUAUUUUUGGUACAACCUGUAUAUGAUUAUAUUAUUUAUAUUGAUGAGCAGGUACGUUGUAUAUGCGUUUACAAAAAUGAUAAUACCACAAAACAUGUUUUGGCGGUUAUUCGAAAAAAAAAUCUCCGGGAAGAAAAAUCUUUGGAAAUAAAUCCCCAAAACAACUAUACUACCAGUAAUAAAAAUAUUUAAAAAAAGUUUACUGAUAUAGGUACUUAAAUUGUGUUUAUAUGUAUAAAUUAUCGCCUAAUCAUUGUCAUCCGUAUGGUUUUUUAUUCUAUAGAUUACUAACGAAACAACAAACAUUCCAGAAAAAUAAUUUGUUGAAUAUAACUGUGUUAUCUACUCUCUCAAGGGAAGCCCGCAUAACUAUAAUUUUAGUUGCCAAAUAUUCCUAUGCCAUAAGCUAGAUAGCAUACAUUCUAAAAAUCAAUUGUUUAGAGCAUUAAAUCGUGGAAUUAGAAAAAUACAUUAGAUUUUUUUUGACAGUAAUAUCCAAUAAUUUACGCAAGUGAACUACUGACUGAUACGAUAUUAUAUAUUUUUUAAAUUAUUUAUUACUAUUAUUAUUUUCGACAGCUGUGUGAACAAUAUAAACUCAAACCAUUAAUGAUUAAACUAUAUUCAAUUUUUUUUAUACAUAUUAUUUUGACAGUAUAGUUGCUUUGGAGAUUUUUUUCCUGAGGAUUUUUUUCCUGGAAGUGUUUUUUGCGGGGGAUUUUUUUCCAGGAUUCGUUAUGGCAGUAUAUUACUCAUAUAUAAUACGAAUUGUUACGACUGACUGCAAAAUAGUAUUAUCAUCUUAGAAAUGAAAUUUGAAUUCCUAGUCUAUAUAGGAGUCUAUAGUAUUUUUUUGUUUGUUAACUUUUCAUUCCUAUAGCGUGCAUCAUGCAAAGGCGAACUAUUGUUCUUUUUUUCUUUCGUAUAUACGGGGGUUUAUAUAUUUAUAUAUAUUUCUUUAUGUUGUUGGAUAGUCGGUUUCUUAGCGACAGCCGGCUAGUAGACGCGUGUACAUAUCGUUGAUCGAUUCCUUGGCCCGAGGGGAACGACGACAACGCAAAAAUGCACGACGAUUAAAAAAUUACGAGUUUUCUAUAUGACUUCACUAUACUACGGGUCGUGGUAUAAGAGGUACCCCGCUCUACAGUUGCGGUUACAGUAAUAAUAUAUAAGUGGUAGGUACAUGGCAACAAUGACGAAGCCCACUAAAACGCAUUUUUAAGUAUACACAAUGUUAACUUCCUAUAUAUUAUAAUAUUAUACAUCGUGUGAUCAGCAUAAACAAUCGAGUAAACGUAUUCGUCGUGUGCAUAUAAUAUUGUGUCCGGGUUAUGUAUUUUAAAACCAUCAUCAUCGCAUUUCGGGUAAUCCUUUUCUAUUGCGCGCAGACGUGAAUAUAAUAUUUUUGCGAAUAUUUCAGUCGGUAACAAAAUCGUUUUUUUAUUUUACAUUUUUACAGGUACUCGCCGAAAUCCGAAUUCCAGUAUUCUUCAAUAAUUCUAUUAUUUUUCGGGUCCCAAAACAGGUGUAAAUUUGUAUCUACUCGUACGGUCACAGAUUAUCCGUAUACUUAUGUACUCUAAACCUAUAGUACCGUAUUGUUUGUAGUUUCUAUAUUGAAUGUUAUCUAUAUCGUGAUUUGAAUAUUUGAAGGUGACCUUUCCCCGGUUGUCUUAAUAAAGCUGCAUCACGUCUGGUGACAAAAACACGCACACACACACACACACACACACACAAAACAAAAAAACAAAUUACCAAAUUACUUAUUUAUUAUUUUUAAUUUUUAAUGCAAUAUUCUCAAACAAUUCAAUCAAAAAACGUUUUACACAAUUUGUUUUUCAUUAAAUACCUACCAAUAAUAGUUGUAGACUUAAUACAUUUUCAUUUCACAGAGAUGAAUUGCGUUCACCUUCGAUAUAUUGAAUUACUAUACCUACUUGUAUUGAAUACAUAAAUGACACGGACAAGCAUGUUCAUGGUCAUCGAAAAUAUAGCUGACGAGAGACGGAAAAAUUUACAUAGAAAGAGAGAGAAAAGAAGGAAAGAGAAAAAGAAAUAUCGAGGGAAGAAGGAAAAAAUAAAUACUUAAACGUUCCAUUAAUUAAUAUCCACGAUUAUGGUUUUAUACCAUUUUAGAUCCUAAGUUUAGCUAUUAGUUUUUCUAAUAUGUGUGUUUUUCCUUGUACAAAAUUAUUUCGGUUAAUAAAACUUCUUUGAUUUUUUAAUAUAAAAAUGCAGAUUUUUUUCACCAUAGUACUUAGUUAAAAAAAAAAAAACGAUCGAAAUUUUAAACAUUUAACUCGUGUAUCUUUUUUCGUUAACUUUUGAUUAUUUUGAUAACAAGAGAAAAUACAAAUAAUACUACUCCACUCAUAAUUAUUUUUCGUUUUAAAUGUUUAAUCUUUGCACACUGUAUAAUACAUUAAUAACCAAAUUACUCUGCUGUAUCCUACCUCUCUAUCUAUUCUCCUAUAAUAGUGACCUACACGUGAUCAACAUUUUAUUUUAAUAUAAUAUAAUAUACAAUAUAGAUAGAGAUACUAUAAUAUUUAUAAGCACAAUUAAUUAAAGACCAGAACAUAUGUCAUAAAUAUUAUAAUUUUGUGAUAGGUAACGUUUGAAAAAAAAACAUAUCGGAAGUAUCUAUACUUAUGGCAAUUUCAUAAAAUUGUAUAGGAAUUUUUAAAACUGUAAACGCUUUUACGAAUUUGAAAGCUGAAAUCCCCAAUACGCAGUUUAGUUGAUCUAUACAGAAAUACCGUAUCCAAUCAAAAUGCACACUUAUUGCGAAAUAUUGUUGCGUACUUUAUUCCGACUUCAAAUCUCUUUCCGUCAAUCAAAUCGUAUGACUUGUUCAUUAUUAAUUUUUCGUCAGAUUUAUUUUCCGCGUGUCGAUGUUUAUUUUUCAAAAAUGACUUUGCAAAUCGUCUUUUACAGUUAUUUAAUGAGUCAUAUAUUGAUGUCAAAAAUUUUGAUUACGUUGAAACCAUAAAUUGAAAACAAGGCAAUAUAUUUGAGAUUUUAAUAUAUUAACUACUUAAAUCAUUCGAACUUUUUUUUUAUUUAUUAUGUUUUUCGCCUAUUAAUUACUUAUUUACUACUUUAGUAGAUAGUAAAAAUGUUAUUUUUGCACACAAAUAGAGAAAAACAUAUAUUAUUUUAGUGGAUAGUUUGUUGAAUUCGUAAUCAAUGGUCGUGAUACUCGUGUUUAAAUAUUUUUAUAUUAUAAAGAGGUAUACAGUUAAAGGCUAAUUAGUGGAAAAUAAACAAAGAAUAGUUUGAGAAUUCUUUGUUCUAUAUAAAAAAAAUAAUAAUACUUUUUUCUUUGCUAAGACGUACCAAGCUGUUUGUAGCAAUACAAUACAUGUCUUUAUUGUUCGUUAUUGUUGGUAAUAGUGUUUUAUUAUUAUUAUUUUUUAUUUCGUUUUUGUUUCGCAUAAUUCUCGUCUAAACUCUAUAAUAGUAGUUGGUAGGCUGAUAUUACGCUAUUUACGUCUUGUAAGUCCAAAAAUAUGGAAUAUGUUUAGGUUUUAUUAUGGAAACACUCGUCUAGUCGAUUAAAUCGUUUUGGUUAAACUUGAAUUUUAAACAAUAUGUGUGCAUAUUAUUAUAGAACACCACGGUAAAUUUUGUAUUCCGAUAGUUUUGUAUUCUGUUCGUUAGUAGCUAAGAAAGUCAGUUAUAUCCGUUGAAUAAAGAGAAUAAUAUUUUAAUGAUGUAAGUUGGUGUUUUAUAUAAAACAUAAUAUAAUACAAUAAUGAUAUAGACUCUUCAGAAAUUAUUUUAUUUUGCAGUCGGUAGUUUUAAGUUUUCAAUGUCAUCGCGUAUAUAAUAAUACUAAUUGGUAUAACAAACCAUCUUACAUUAAUAUAAAUUAAAUUUCAAAAUAAUUACAGUUGUUACAGAUACCUAUACUAAUAACUUAAGUAAAAUCUAUUUUUAAACUAUAAUUUUAUAUUUAUUUAUUUUUUAUCUACAAUAGUUAUAAUACAUCGCGUUUGCAGCAUUUUUGUUUAUACAAUAUGAAUAUAAUAGGGACGUAAAUGUAUUAAUAAAUAAAUGUAGCUCUAUAAAGUACAAUUACUCAGUCGAUAACUGGUAAAAGAAAUUGUGAGAAAAAAAGACCGGAAAAUUAAAAAAAUAAGGGUUUAACUGAAUUUCUAAAUCUUGUGGAAAAAACAAAAAACACAAUAUAGAAUAUUAAAGUAUUGGAUUAAACUUCAGUUUGACAUAACGUGUGAAUAAUUGGCAAUAUCAUUAGUUUCUUAUUAGACAUAUACAAAACAAAAUAUUUUAAAUACAUUAAUUUUUUAAAAAUUUAAAUAAUUUAAGUUACCUAUGAGAAUUAUGUAUAUCAAUUCAAAAAGUAUUUAAAUUAUAUAAAAUACUUAUAAAGUUAGUAUAGUUUUCUUAAGUAUUUUCCGCCUAUAGAUAUUUUGAUAUUAUACGUAGUUGACUUUUAUUUUCUAUUUUUUUUUAUCGUGAACCAUCACAUUGCAUUUUAUUUUUUUGUUAUAAAGUGAUAUUAUUAACAGAGUUGUUAUUGACAAAAAAAAAAAAAACGAAAUUUAUUUUUAUUUUCCAAUGCCGUAGACGUAUAUGUGAUAAUAAACGACGAAUGACACACUUACGUCGGGGUUUUGUAAAAACAAUUCAAUUUUACGUCGUCUGUUCGACAUAUCAUGUAAAAUAUAUUAUACCUACUCGAUUAUAACAAACCGGCAAUACACGAAGAGAAGUCUGCAAGUAUGUCACGCACUCGCGCAGUUUAUUUUAUUGUCUUGUAACGUCUGAAAUGUAUUUAAACAAAUAAUUAAUGAAUUAUUGUUAGUGCGCACGAUGUAAACGUAUAAUAAUUAUAAUUUUUUGGAAGAUGAAAAUAAUUAAUAAAAGUCGAUCAGGGCUUUGUAAAAUACAAACGUGAGUCGCCGCAAUGGAGAUAUACCUAUUAUUAUUAUUAUUGGUCUUGACGUUGUAUAGAAAAAGCUAUUUAAAAUUCAUAAAAUAUUGUGUACCUAACGUCCUAACCUAUUGAGUUUUGUUCGUUAUUGUUGGUCGGUAGGGUAGUAAAAUAAGUAUAGGUAUACGCAGAGUGUGUUUUUACUAUUUUAAUUUCGAAACCGUCGUACAAUCGGAUAUCCGGUCGGUUCGUGCGUCCGCGAUGUGUGUCAGUAGCGACCGUGAAAAUCGAACUAGUCCGCCGAGUGUGCGCGUGCGCUAGUCCCCCUCCUCCACUCCUCCCCCGGGGUAGGGGUGACCCAGUUACUGACCACGAAGAGAUCACCAAAGUUAAUUGUUAUAAAUACAUUAAUAAUAUUUAUAAAUAGGUACUGAUGGUGUCCGUCGUGUCGUGUUAUUAGUUAUCAUUUAUCGCCAUUAAACUUCACCAAUAAUUAAUAGAGUUCAUUCCAAUAUACGUUUUGAUUCAUAAUAUUAUAAUAAUAUAAUGUAACCUUCAGAUACUUCAAGAAUAACUGUCGAGUUUGUAUUAUGUUCUACAUUUUAGAUUCUGGGCGAAUGUAUUGGUUUCAUAUCUGGGGAGAGAGGUUUAGGGGGGUCGAUUCCUCCUUGAAUUUUGUUGAGAAGUAUUGUUCAUUAUUUUCAAGAUAAACGCCUAAUUAGGUUUGUUAUACAAAUAAUAGAUGAUUUAAUUUAAGCCGUCUUCCCUUUUGGAAAUUUGUACCUUUUUUUGGUUUUACAAAUAUGACGUAUUUUUUUGUGUACGCUAACAACUUUUUGACAAGUAAACUUGCUCCAAUAAAAAACUUUAUAGGAACUUUAUGAUGGAAAAUGUCUUGUAGUUAGUGCAUUGAGUUAUUUUUUAAUGUUCCAUAAAUAUUUUCGAUAUUGUUGUUUUUAUUUAAGUUAAGUUAAAUUAACUUGAAAACAUAUAACUUUCACAAAAUUAUCACUAACUAGACGAGAUUUAUGUUUUUUUUUUUUAAAUUUAAAUUUAAAUUUAUCAAAUCAUGUUUUACCGACUUAGAAUCGGUUCUCUUUUUGCAAUGAUUUAUCAUUGCGUACAGAUAUAAAUUUAAUUACUUUAUAUUUUAUCCUACGUACCAUCUUAAUUUCCCACCUACAACUGUAACCCAUCCAUGGUGCCAAGUCUGGCUUUCCUUAUAAUAUAUUUUAUGUUUCGUUAUAUUCCUAGUUUGAAAUAUUUAGUUAUUUUUAAGUGGUAAAUAUAAUAAUAUACUAUUAUAGAUGUGGUUUAAUUAUUAUUUUCAUACAUAUUUAUUUAUUACUUUGGAAAAAAAAGUUGAAAAUUUCAUAAAUAAUGGAUUUAUCUUGGAUAUUUUUUUAUGGAAUAUCUUGGCAACUCAGUGAAACUGUAAAAUAUAUUGCAAACGUUCACGAUGAAUAUUAAAUGUUUUCGAUUUGGUAGAUAAACUAUACGGUAAAUGUAUUAAUAUAAUUUUUUUCAUGAAAGAAAAAAAUACUAUGUUAUGUAAAUUCUCUCAGAGAAUGGCGAUUAAAAAAAAUUUAAACUUUCUAUCAACUAUAAUUUAGAUGGAAAACUUGUUUAAUCAUACGAAAUUGUUUUCAUCAAAGGUACUAUAAAAACGUUAUUAUUGCAAUCUGUGUCAUAUAUUUGAAAAUCAAAUAAUACUAUUGUUUAAGGUUUCACCGCCGUGAUUAUUGCUAUUACAGUUAUAUGUCAAUUCAUAUUUUCAAUUAUACAAAAAAUUAGAUGUAGUGUCAAGAUGGGUCGAACUCGGCCACUCGGCCAAUUUGGAAAAAUUGCGCGCCAUCCAAAAUUGUAGAGUAAAAACAUGAAAGGCUUCUCAAUCUUUUACAUUUUCAUUUUCACGUUUUAAGAUUUCCUACGUAGCACGGAAUUUAUUUGGUUUCAGUUAUCAGAGAUCGGAGUGAUUUUUGAUAGUAAAUUAAUACAAAUUUUUUAUUUUCCUUAUAAUUUUUAUUUUAUAAUUAUCUAUUCAUGUAGGUAUUUAUACAAUAUUUAAUUCAUUAAUAAAUUAUUUCUUGAACGUGUUUUAUAGUUUUUAUUUCCUUAAAUUGGCUGAAUGUAUGUAUAUUAUUUUGUAUAUUAAUAUACUAUUCGCAUAAUUUAUUAUUGAAUUAGUAUAUUGUAUUAUUUUUAAUAAUGGUAAUAAUAUUUUAGAUUUAUGUCGAGAUUGGAAAAAAGUUAUUUUGAACAAAUUCUCAAAAACUAAAAUCAUUGAAAAAUGUUGUAUACAUUUUACAUUACUUGUAUUUUUAUUAUUGUUUUUGGAUAAAAAUCUAUUUUCUAUUGAAUAAAAUAAAAUAAUUUUCUCAUUAAAAUACGAAUUAUUAUUUAGAUACUUAUAAUUACCUAAUAAUUAAUUAUUAAUGAGUAAAACUAAAUACAUACACUAAGAAAAAAAAAACUAUAUAGAUAAUAAUGAUAAUAUUAUAUAAACAACAAAGGAAUACGAUAUGAUACUAAAACCAUUAAAAAUUAAAUUUGAAAAUUUCAUUUUUAAUUAACUUUUAACGCAUAUAAUUUAUGCGUAUACUUAUAUAAUUACUAGAUUGCGAAUAAUACAUAUUAUCCAAGCUCUCUCUCCCACUUGGGAAAAAAAAAAUUCUAAUUUUUUCUUUGUACAAAAUAAACCAGAGGAGAUAAUUAUAAAAUAUAUCGUUUUUUUUUUUUUUGCUCUAAAUUAUGGUUAUUAUAAAGCGUAAAUAAUAAAUUUACUUGCCAAUUAAAUAUUUAUUAUUAAUUUUUAUGUAUUAUUUAAUAAUAAUUAAAUAUUAAAUUAUUAAUAUGUUUCGAGUUUAUCAUUGAAAUAAUAAUAUAUCGUGAUUUAAUUAUAUAUUUUAUAUUGAACAUAAUUUUUUUUUUAAAUACACUAACUAUAUUUAUCAAACAUUUAGGUAGCAUAAUCAAUAACCCAAGUCUUACGAGAUUUAGUUUUGCUUGUUUGUUGCCCGUUAAUCAUAUUUUAUUAUAUAUUUGUGUACAGGGUGAUUCUUUGAUCACGGACCAUCAUCAUCGAUUAGGUAUAUGUAUAUAUUAAGAAGAAUAUAUUAGAUAUUAUUAUAUAUGAAGAUUUAAAGUGGAUACAUUUUUCUUUUAUUUAAGACGAUUGAAAGCGAUUUGUUAAAUAAACAUACUUCCAGUAUUCCAAUUUAUGUUUUUAAAAAUGAUUUGGAUUCGUAUUCUUUUUUUACAUGUUUUGUAUGAAAUAUGUUAAAUUUUUUUUUUGUGAUUAUUUGAGAUAUUUAUUGCGUAAAAAAACAAAAGAAUAGUUAUUACCUACUAAGAACAGGUGCGACCACUGUUGUAGAUGGGUAAUUAGGAAGGUAGGAUACAUAUAAUUAUUUAAUUUGUAUCUGUAACCAACGAUACACCAUUACUAACGAAAAAAAAUUCGGAGCGAAAUUAGGUUAUACAUGUUUUGAAAGGUCAUAUUUAUGAUUUUCGUCAAAAUUUGAACUUAAAAUAACAUUUGUUAUAUAUUUUUAAAACAUUGUUUACAAUAACCGUUGGGAUUCAUUAGAUUGUACCCUAUAUAUUUUUGUGUUGUAAUUUGAAAAAAGUCGUAUUCUUAAUUGUUUUUGGUUUUUCCAAAUUAUUAUUGAAAAGACGGAGAUACUUCAUACGAUGGGUGGGUCACUGUUGUAGGUGAGAAGUUAAGAAGGUAGAAUAUAGUGGGGAAUUUAAUGUUUAUCUAUGCGCAACAAUUAAUCUUUGCUAACAAAAAAUAAUUCUGAACAAAGUUCGGUUUUAGGUAAAUGUUUUGAAAGGCCUUAAUAUUUACUUUUUUCGCCAAAACUUGAUAUUAAAAUUCAUAUACAAAAAAAAAUAUUUCAUUUAACUCAUUUUUUUCUUAUUAACCACUAAGUACAACUUAUAAUGAACCUCCUGUUAAAUUAUCAAGCAUUUCUCUUUGAUCUUACAAUUUUAUCCACCAAAUAAAUAUUACCUAUGUAAAAAACUAGCAAAGUUAAAAUGUCUAUAAAUAGCUUAAAACAGCUUAAAUACCACAUCCAUAGAAGGCAAAUUUCUGUCAAAAUGUCAAGUUUCUAUAUGAAUAUUUUUCGCUGAAUUACAACAAAAAGAAAAUUAAGAAUAAUAAAUUAUUAUUUUCGUAAAUCGUCUCAUCUUUUUAGGUUUUUUCUAUUUAUUAUAAAAACAGCUGGGAAAUUAAAAAAAAAAAAACACUGUAAAAUCAAUAGAUCCCUCGCUACGCUUCGAAUAUAAAAUAAGAUGAACUUAUCAUGCACUGUAACUAAAUAAACUAAAUUAAAAAAUUGACAAGUUUUUCCAACAAAAAAUAGACGAGAAAUUGAAGAACUAAGAUAUUUUUUUAAAAUUAUUAUCGGGUGAACAGUAUAAUGCGUGAAUUUUACUCCAGCUUAUUAUUGAUCUAAAACGUAAUGUAAAUGUGGAAACUACCGUAUCAUUUCGCUUUAAAUCAGACAAGGAUUAAUGGGAGCAUAAAAUAAUAUAAAAAUAAUUUUCAAAUCUUACAUAAUUUGAGAAAAUUUGGAAAGCCGUUUCCAGUCCUUUUCGUAAUUUUAUUCACAAUAUUUUAAAUAUUUUACUCUUAUUCAUUUUCGGUAUAAACACAAAUUAUUAACUGUUGAGUAAUGAAUUGUUUUAAAUAGGAUGCUAACAUAUAAUGAUAGUUGGAAUUUUUAAAAUAUCGUAAAUUAGAUCAUUGAACAUUUUACAAAAAAAAAAAAAAAACUUAAAAACCUUUGUAAUUGUUAACGCAUGAUAAAAAAUAUCACCCUGUACCUAUAUGUAUAAUCGUUGGAAUGUGUCAUCGUUUUAACUACUCGUCCGGUUUUUAUAUUACAUAAAACUCUAUUAAGUUCGUAUUUUGCGCGUACGUUAAUACCUUUACGACCAUACAUACAUAUACAAUAUAAAUAUAUCUCAAAGUCUCACAUAAUUUAUUUUUGCCCUGACGUUUUCCUGGUUUAUAAUACAUUUUUAACGAUGACCCAUACAUUUAAUUGCGUUGAACCGCUGAAAAUGGGAAAACAGUAAUCAAUAGUUGCAAUUUAAUAAAUUAUAUAAGGUAAUAAUAAUAUUACUGGUAUUACGCUCAAGGUACCUAUUUGUUUUGCAUUGCAGUGUAUUUAUGUUUUAUUGUAAUAUAUAGGCGGGUAUAGGUCUACUAGUAGGUACCUAUUCAUUAAUUGACAAAAUAUGUAAUCAUAUAAUGCGUGUGUGUUAUUGUUUAUUUGAGAUAUCGUUUAUAUACUUACGGUAUGUAUUACUUAUAUUAUUAUUAUUACUGUUUGUGGUUUAAAAAUUGUAUGCAAAAUUAUAAUUGUUGGUUAAACAUCCAAAAUCAUGAGUUUUUAAAUCCUAUAUAGGUAAUCAAAAUAUCGUAUACGGUUGAGCAAUGUGCGUAUAACAAUAAUUAUUUGUUUCAAAUCUAAAAAAGGGACAUGUACCUAUUGAUUAAAACCUACUAUACAUUAUAUAUAUAUAUUAUUAUUGUAAUCGCAUGUUUAUUAAUUUUUUCGCAUAUUUUCUUAGUUUUUAAAAAAUAAUACAUAUUAUAUUUUAAUUAGGGCCCGGAUUUAAAUGCACUAAAAAUCAUAGAAAAAUUUAUUUUGAAAAUGAUAUAUACAUUUAUAGUAUAUAAUAUAAAAAACAAAAAAAAAACCAGAAAAUUGAUAACUUUGACUUUUAACUAGCGACGGUAGUAUUGACUGAGGAGCUGCUGUAUUUUACUGAUUUACUGGAAAACCCGAACAAUAUGGGUAAUAUUUUUAAUUAGCUAAAUUUAAAUAUUUAAGUAUAUGUAAUCGAUGGCCGUAAUAAAUAUUAUAUGAUAUUACUAGCUGAAUUACCCAGCGUUGCCCGAAAACAAAUUCGUGACAAAUUAGAUAACGCCAUGUAUUACCAUCUACCGUCUUAAAUUCAUAAUUAUUGAUAAUAUACAUAAUAACCUAAUAUCUAUGUAUUUAUUUUUAUCGAUAAACUUUUCGGAACAAUUUUAUUCUCGGAAUCAUUAUUCUUAUCUACACGACGACGACGACGAACAAAAAGGAUAGGUUGCAGGUAGCUGGAGACCCGCGGGCCGCCGUGCCGCACAUACGUAUUGGCGGUGAAUAAUUAUAAUUGUUAAUUACUCCACUAAAACGCAACAUUUUUGAAAAUCCUUCUUUAUUGCACGGUGAAAAUAUGAGAAGAACCUAUAUUCCAAAUUUCAAGUCCGUACGUUACGUAGUUUUUGAGAUACAGCGAUCAGUCAGUCAGUGGUAUUUGGAUUUUAUAUGUAUAGAUAGAUAACACUCGUAUUUUGCACAAAUAUGCAAUAAAACGAAAAAAAUAAUCGAAAAAUGCUAAAAAAAAAAAAGGCAAAAUAAAAGUUUCACCUUUGAAGUUUCAACUAUACGAAUCAAAUUUCGUAGUUGGAAAGUAUUGUCUAAUAUCACUCAAAAAAGAUGUAUUUCGCAUUGAAAUCCGGGCCCUAAAUAUAAUAUACCUAUAUUUAUAUAAUAUAAAUGUCAGAAUUCCAAAGUAUAAAAACUAAAAUCCCAAAUAGAAAACAAAAGGUAGGUUUCAUAUAGGUAUAUAAAACAUUUGUCUGUAUAUUUACAUAUCUAGACCCAAAAGCCAAAAUUUUGAUUUGAGUCAAGGUUAAAAUGUUAAACUGGGGUGAGUUCCCGAGUUGCUUGGCGUCCCCUACCUUCAAAUUACACCACUGUGCGACUACCUGUUGCCACCAUAAGAUUUUGUACGAAAAAAAAUGCCCCUUUCUUUUCGAUAUUGAAAUAGUGUCGCUGAUGUACAUGCAAACUUAUACGUAUAUUAUACUAAUGUAAAAUCUCGUAUUUAUAGCUGCAGCAGUCGCUUUGGACCUAAAUUCCCGUGAAAGUAACUUUAAUUAAAUUUAUCCACAACGAACGACGUUAAUUACGAUUAUAAGGCAGUGCGAGUUUAUAAUAUUAUAAUACUUGUGUUAUUGUGAGUUUAAAUACAUAAAAUACCAUCAGCUAUCCCCGUGCAUUAUUGUCCCUUUUUAAUUGAACUAUAUAUAUAUAUAUAUAUAUAUAUACACACAUAAUAUAAUAUUACAAUAUUGUUAUAAUACUAAAAUUGAAUAUUUCCCGCCGGGGAAUCAUUUCUAAUUAAUUAUUUAUACGUUCGUAUAUAUAUGUAUAAAAAAAAGUCUCUAAUUAGUCAGGUUGGUGAACCCUUUUUUGGAUAACAUGAACCGUCAAGGUCGAAACUGCGGGGGGAAUACGCGCAUCACAUACUUUCGUAUUAUAGGUAUACCUAUCGUCAUGUAGACUCGAGUCGAUGGUUCUUUUGUACGAUUAUUAUUUAUUAUACAUAUAUGUAUAAAAAAUUAUUAUUAUUGUUGAAUACGCGUAUAUUAUAACGUAUAUUAUAACGAAGAGGAGAAGGCACGCGCGCGCAUCACCGCUGUCGCGGUCUAUGAAGAAUGCGCGAUAUAUAAUAUUAUAAUACAAUUUAUAUAUAGGUAUACACGCGUGUGUAAAGAAAGAAAGAGAAAAAAAAAAGUUACGUGUUAUAUUCUUUUUCUAUUCGCGCCCUAGUGGGUAUACCUGUAUCUACGCGUGUUUAGAUAUUAUAUAUUAUUAUUAUGUCGUGAACGUAAUGUAUUCGAUUUCUUAUCGAUAGGACCUGAUUAUUUAAUAAUCAAGUGCACAUAUAUUAAAGGAACAGUGCAGUUCUGUACCCACAUUACACGCGUUUCGUGUGUGACACUGUAAAAAAUUGUUAUCAAACUCCUUGAUGAAAUUUAAAUAUAUUUACUACGUUUAUGUGGCUAUACUAUAUAGGUGGAAUAGUAAAUCAGGAUUUGUAUAUUAGUCUAAAUCAUCAUCAUCUACAUCUAUACAGUAAUCGUGGUUUACCGCGCCGUGGCUCUAUAAUAUUAUAUUUAUAAGGUUUAAAACGUUGACUAAUGAUAACAUGUAAAAGAAAAAUGUUUUGUUCGUUGUUGGCAUUUAUUGUUCCGAAGAAUAAUUCAGGACAUAAUUUUAAAAUAAACAGGUAUACCUAAUCUGAUAUUCAAUAUUUUCGUAUUUACUACAGUGUUUUAUAGCUUAAUCAAUCCGGAAUAAGAUAUUGGAUUGAAUUCCUAAUCCGUUCUCCUUAUUAUUCAUCUACAGGUCUUAAUUCCACUAAAUGUCUUAUUUAAACUAUCUAGACCAGAUCAGUAUUGGGGAUCUUGUAGAAUCUCGAGUACCUAUAUUAUCUAAAAUUGUCUAUCUAUACACACUAUCGAUCGAUUUAUUCGAUUAAAUGAUAGGAUGUAAAACGGGAAUUUAGUGAUGGCCAGUCGCCAAAGAAAUGUUCGAAAAUACGCUAACUUGGCGAAACAAAAAAAAUACCAAUAACGGCAAUAUUCAAAUUAUUUAUUUUGACUGUCGUACUAUGUAUAUUGCAUACGCACUACUAUUUAUUUAUUUAAUACGAAAUGUGAUCGAUCAACAUUAACAUACUGUUGCCGCCAAGUUUCCGGAAUUGAUAAAUUCUCCAUCAACAUAUUGUUAUUAACAAAAUGUUGGCCACGUGCCUUCAUUUUGCGCAGACCGCCUUUUUAAAGGCAAUUACGUUUCUUUUUUUAUAUUGGAUGAGAUUUCUUCAGAUAAAAGCUUGGACAAUUUAUUGCGUUCGAUAGGCGAUAUAAUUUUGAAUAAGUACCUACGUCCUAAUUGAAUAUAUUAUAUUUCAAUGAAAAACAUUCCGCUACGUCACCGUAUAUAAAAACAAUAAACUUCUAAAAGUCAUGUGAAAUCAUUUGAUGGCUAUGUAUAGUACCUUAUCUAAAUUUAAAUGUACCAAUGUUGUGCUUUUAAUUUAUGUUUCUAGCUUCUCACGACCAAAUAAAUAAUAGUUAUUAAAUAUAGUAAAUAAAAAAUGUAUGCAUAUAGAAAUAAAAAUAAAUAAAUAAAUAAAUGCGUCACCUGGAGUAUUAUACGUCCGGUUUCGAAUUAAAAAUUUCCUUUCUGAGCGUAGCGACGGGACGGAGCUAUUGGUUUUACUAAGAUGUUUAUUUCUUUCUUUUUUUGUCUUCUUCUAGUCUGUGGACAGUAAACUCACUCCGAUUUUUACGUAUAGCAACUUUUAUGAAAGCUCAAGUUGUCUAAAUUGCACUUUAAACAGGUCAUUUUUCGAUUUUCGACGCGAUUUUUAAAAUAAAAGCAUUUAGUGGGAAAAAACGUUGAGAAAAUGUACAAUUUCACGAUUUCAUUAUUUUAUAAAAACAUGGACGACGUUUUCUACCAGAAAAAAAGAUUUAAUUGAAAAAUCACAAGAUACCUUUUUUGUUACCUUUUUGAUUUAGUUUAUUAUGGUAUUAUUGCUAAAACUUUUGAGCCACUUUUGAGCUUUUAAAGAAUUUUAAUUUUCGGGAGUUUUUUUGCUGUAAUUUGAUUAUAAAUACACGUAGGGACUUGAAACUUGGUAAUAAUACUUAUAUUGGACUUACCUAGACGUGGUCAAAUUUCCAAAAUUAUCGGACGAAUUUUUUUUUAAUAAGCGUUUUGAAAUAAAAUUUAAACGAAAAUCGGAAAAAAAUUACGGCAUUUCAUAUUAUGUAUUACCGAACUACGCUCGGAAUCGUUUUUCGCCAAGCAAUGGUUUAUCGUUGCUUACAGAUAUAAAUGAAAUAACCUUAUAUAUCUUACCUUCCCAACUUUUUACCUACAUAGUGGCCGCUUCCAUCCCCAGAAUCAACUCUUUUUUAUAUACAGUCGCGUUUUACAUUUUGUCUGUGAUAUACCUGAUGAUGAAUUUUUAAUUCGAAAGCGGUCAUAUAAUACACUUAUCAUAAUACUCCAGGCGACACAUUAAUUUAUUUAUUUUUAUUUCUAUAUAUACAUUUUUUAUUAAUAUAUUUAUUUACGAGUUUUAAAUAUUUUAAUAAUUUUGUUUUUACUUCAUUAUUUUAUUAAUAGUUAUUAUUACGUUUAUGAUAAAAAAAUUUAAUUUUCGAAUUGUAAGACUUAACGAUGAAAAUCAAAUAUGUAAAUUACUCUUUAGGGGUUGAAUUCCGGGAUAAAAAAAUAUGUUGAUAUGUAGCAACCGGUCUAUUUACCAAAUUUUUUCAAUAUCGUUUCAAAUAACCGUGAUAUGGUAUAACAGAUAGUCACGCUUUCGCAUUUUUAAUAUGGAUAGUACCUAAACAAAUUUAUACAUUUAUAUUUAUCGAAAUCGUUUACAUUCUUUUCUUUUAAGGAGUUAGGAAUUUUAUGGAGAGUUAAAAUUGAACCGAUUCCGUCGUGCUGUUAUUAUAAUAAUUCAUUUUAGCCAAUGCGACGUGCGAACACAUCAAAUAAUACGUACAUGUAUAAUAAUAUUUGUUUACAUGUUUCCGCCAUGAUGGCAGAUUAUUAUUAUUAUGUUGUCAUUUUAUUUGCUGCUAUACAAUUUAAGAACUGCAGUGUAAGUAAUUGAUCAAUUGAGCAAUUAAAUAUAAUAACAUUAUGAUACUUGUUUGAAUGUAUAAUUCUUUUUUGUAUCUACUGCACGAAAAUUGCCGUUCGGUAAACCUAACCAGUAGAAAAUUAUUUCGCCAAGAUCGAAUUUAAAUUGACCGAAUUACUCUACUGCCGAAAUAACUGACAAAUUCAAAAAUUAAAUAUUUUCCAUUUUCAUUUAUAUAUAUAUAUAUAUAAUAUAAUUAUAAUCGUCAUUUUUAUACCGUUACUAUAAUAUUAUUAUUAUAUUAUUAUUGUAUCGUUGGACACGAUGGCCGUGUACUUCUUCUCUAAUAUUGUUAUUGACCCGAUUUUUAUACUCCGUGUUAUAUCAAUAAUUAUCUGACUAUAAUAUUUUAGACACAUUAGAGUAUAAGCGUAUACGUUGUAUAGGAACAUAAUAAUAUACUCGAUUUUUUACGUUUAAUAUUAUAUUAAUCGAUGCAAUUUUUCGCCCGGCGGUACCAUAUUUGAAACAUUUUAAUACAUUAUGACGAUACCGAUGUAUCUGUUUUACUUUUGCUGAUUUUUGGGUUAAAUAUAGGAGAACAAAUAAACGACUCAUAUUAUUAAACUACCAGUUUACCGAGCUAUGCUAAGAAUCUUUUUUUUUUUAUUGAAGUGAUUUAUUGUUUCUUUCAUUAAAAUGUACUGGCUAAAUUACCCUAUAUCCCACAUUUUCCUAAUUUCCCACAAAGAACAAUGGCCUACCCACGGUGCAAAGUAUAUCCCGAUUUUUUUUCAUAAUUGUAGUUAUAAUUAUAUUACUUAUACUAGGACCUAUAAAAUGUUAAUAACCAGCAACUGGUUGGCCGGACCCAAGUGUGUAUACCUACAGUGUGUAGUAUAUUAUUUAUAACUCUAUAAAAAGAAGCGUCUAAACUAAUUCUUCCGGCCAAUUUGGUGGUUAUCACGCUAUUGUCGGGUCUUUUUACAAUCGUAAUAAUAAUAUAACAUGUACCGUAUUAUAUACUCGUAUUAUUAAUAUCAUUGUGGCCCUUUCGUGUCUGGAUAAAAAAAAAAGUACACACCUCAUUUCAUUGCACGUCAUCGUUCGUGCCAGUCGAGUAUUUUUCUCUGGAUGAUUCCGUUAUAUAGUUUUAUCGAUUUAUCUUACCUAUAUAAUACCGUGGCGGCCAUUAUAAUGGUCUUUGACUUCUGAAUCACACCGAAAUUUUUGGUGCGUGUCGCGUAUUUUAAAAUAAGAUAGUAUGAAAAAAACGAGUAAUAUUUCGAUCUAUACAACUGGUGUGAACGCCUACUCUUUCGGCCCAACGAUCGGAAACCAUCUCGGAUCCUAUACGCAUAAUAAUAAUAAUUAUUAUGGCCCGGAAAUUCAUGUAUACGUUUGUUAUUGAAUAUGUAUAUAGUUAAACGCGCGUUGAAUCGUUUGUAAUUGAAUUUGAAGUGGAAUAUAAUGUAAAGCAUUUAAUGGGCAUAAUUCGUUUUCGGAUUCAUUUUCUCUUUUAAAUUGCAAUCUAUUUGCACAGUUUAUAAAUUAAUAACAUUUGAAUAUUAGUCGUAUUGAAGUUUUUGUCGCUUAAUUGUUUGCUUUUUUAAAAUUUGUUCGGUAAAUAGUAUUUAUUGCCUGUGUGUUGGUGGCCUCAGUAUACCUAAAUUAUUACGAAUUUAUUGAUAAUUAUUAUAAUUUAUUGUUAAGAUUUAAAAAAGUUAUUUUACAUUAAGUAUUAUAGCCAAUAUAGGUAUCUAACAUCAUUAACAAUAUUGUUCGUUAAACUUUUACCAUUACCAUUUUUAAGAAUAAGUUUUUCGUUGGAAAUAUUUUUAAAAGGAAAUGUUAAUUUAGAUUUUUGAGGUUCUAACCGUGUAUCGAACAUUGAUAUUAUUAAAAUAAAAUUAGACAUUUGAUUAUGUGUUUCAUCAAUCAUGUUAAUAUACCGACGAAAUGUCGAAAUUAUACGUCGCAUCGUUCACAUAACAUUUUUCAAGGUCGGAACUCGUUUUAUCUUUCGCCCUGACCUUCGUCGAGUGUUUAUAAAAAAAAAUAAUAAUAAUCUCUGAUCUAUAUAGCGAUCGAAACGAUCCGAAAUAGUGCAAAGCGUGUCAUCGAAUUAUGAGUUUAGUUAAGGUAAACGCUAUGCUAUAGGUAAUGACGUUAUUUCAAGACGUAACCCGGGUUAAGAUAAUAUUUUAACGCAACGAAAGGCCUAAAUUUCCAAAAUAUUAAAACAAACAGUCUUAAAAUAGUUAACUGCCUAGUACUUUCAAGAAUAAUUAAAUGUAUUGUAAUUUAUAACAUAGUCUUGAGAUCCCUAUAAUACUGAUCUUAUGAACUUGGUCCUGUAAUAUAAUAAUGUGAAAUCGUAUAUACAUAUUAAACAUUUUAUUUUAUUGUAUAUAUACUUGGACAGGUGCCUCUAUCGCAUGAAGAAAAUUUAGCAUUUUUUGAAUAUGUAUAUUAGUAUGCCAAAGUGAUUUUUCUUCAUUUCCGCAUUGAUGCGAUGUAAUUUUAGUUAAUCUUAUAGAUAUUUACAAUAAUACUUUAGAAAGAUCAAUAAAUUCGUGUAAAAGAAAGUUCUUUAAGAACGCUCUACAAAAAAAUAUUUCGAAAAUUAAAUAUUUUACAUUUCAUUAACCAAUCGUCCUAUUUGUUAGUAACGGUAAAAUUAUUUUAUCAUAACAAUGUUGUUUAACCCAACCUUAACUAGGUAUUAAAUUAUUUACUAUCAUAAACAGAAUGUAAUAAUUCUGUUUUAGCCAUCACCACUGUCGCAAUCCUCUAAUAAUCGUUAUCUUAGAUUAUUCUAUCCUCUUUAAAUCUCGUAAUUCCUUUCAUUCAUUGUUUUUUCACUUUUUCUCAAGGCCUUUUCUCCUCUGGUUUCUAUUUAAUUGCUGCUCUAAAUUUGUUUCCUUUUUUUAUGCAGCGUAUCACAACUCCUGGAGUUUUUGUCCUUUCAUAUAUGACUUGUUAUGAAGGGUACUUUCAUUAUUUCCCUCUUAUUUUAGCGUUUUUCCUUCUACGCCAGCAGUUUAACCCAUAAUCUUGAAAACUGAUCCAUAUUAUAUUAUUCUUAGCUUCUUAUUCUUAAAGGAUCAUAAAGUCAUAAGUUUUCUUUCUAUAUACAUUGUUAACGGCCAUACAGUAUGCUCCAUACUUUGCACCCAAUAGUUAACGUAGGUCUAUAUAAACAAUGCGUCAGUAUAUCUUUUUAUAACUUUAUAUUAUAAUUAGGUUGAAUAAAAUAAUAAUAUUUAAAUAUAUUCAACUCGGUAUCCUCCAUUUUUAUUUACUUAUUUUAUAACCUGAUUUUCAUCGAACAUAUAUUAUCAAUACCUAAACAAUUUGCGAACUGUAAGUAUCAGGUGAAAAAAAAUAAAAUAAAAAUGUAAUUAGUUACCUAUACGGUUUUAUUUGUAUGUUAAACUUAAAUAGUUAAUGUUUUUUAAAAGUAGGGGGGGAAAUGAAAAAUACUAAUAUUAUGUUAUUAUAUGUAUCUAUACAUCGAACUAACUCUGAUUUUUUUUUGUAUUCUUAAACAACUGACCCGGUAAAAACGAUACGUUGUAAGUGUUGACCUCUUUAUUUUUUUAUACACCUUAACGGAAAAUUGAAAUAAUGCCACCGAUGGCGAUAGCCGGUAGCACUCGUAGUCGUGUAUUUUUAUUAUGUCCAUUGCACGUUUUUUUUAUACAUAUAUAUAUAAUUAAUAUAUAUUACACCCGUCAACAUAAUGUUCACUAUAAUACAAGUACUCGGUGAUAAAUCCGGAACGAAAUAGAGAAUGGAUAUUAUUAGCAACUGUGCAGUGUGAAUGUUGAUAGGUAUAACCGAAAAAGGUAAUUUGCGUUGAAAAUGCCAGCGACCUCUUAAUUAUUUUGGACGGGAAAAAUUAUUAUCAUCAAACAUUUGUUAUAACGUAUGUACCUAGGUAUUAUAAUAAAAACCGUUUUUAUUCAGUCAUAAAAUUGUUUAAAUGUACCUACUACAUACUUUUUUUUAUUAACACGUGUAGUCUUUGGUGUUUUUAGUGAACCAUACAAACGUUACGCAAAUGAUGGAAAUAUAUACAGGAUGAUUCUUGUAAAUCACGAACCAUACAAUGAUUAGUAAAUUUUCAUAGAUAUGAUACCUUAAUAUACAUAUUGUGCUGGGUGUUAUCACUGGGUAAUUUCUCUAUUCGAAUCACUCUUAACCUAUUUUUUUUUUUUCAUCAAAACGAAUCGUUGUAGAUAUGAGUCGUAGGCAAUUUUGAAUUAUACUUAAUUUAGAAGACUCCAAAAUCCAUCGUGUGUGUUAAAUCAAUUAUACAAAUACUUAUAAGGACGCACUUAAAUUUGAUUUAUAUCAUAUCUUUUAGUGAGUAGGUAUUAAAUACUAAUCAUAGCUAUUAACUUCUAAUUCAAAUAACCAAUACUAUAGUUGUACUUAAAAAAUUGGUCACUAUUGAUUUAUACAUAAAUUCAUAAUGAUUUUAUUUUCUUUAUAUCCGUAUAACCUAACCUAUCGCCGUAAAGCGCCAAUAAUUCAAUAUUAAAUAUAUCAAAAAUUUGUUAUAAUAGUAUUAAUAAAUUGUAUAAAAUACUUUACCCACAUCAAACAAAAUUUGAAUUACAUUGCUAGAGGAUCCAUUAAACAAUAUUAUACAACUUUAGUCUUUAGGUAGGUACAUAGAAACUUUUAUAUAAUAGUUCAUAUCAAUUAAAUUAUGUUUUCCCUAUCAUAUUAUGUGAUUGAACUAUUGCUAUGAAGACGUAUAAUAUUCUGUACGUAUUCCUGUUUAAAAUAUAUUAUACCUGUAUAAAUAAAAAUUAAUUGCCACAAAUAUUUGUCCACGCAUCAUUUUAAAACGGCUGCUAACUAUAUGUAUUUUUUUUUCUUAGAUAAUUAUCCGAACAUUUAAAUAAAUAUUAUAAUGAUACGUAUAAAUUAACGACGAGGAAUAUUUCUAAAUUCUUCAGUAAGUUUCUAUAAUAUACUAAGUUAGGUAUUAUAAUAGAGGAUAAUAUCCUACUAUAUAGAUAAUUGAUAUGAAUGUAGGUAGAUAUAGGUAUGCGUUUUACGUGAAUUAUUUUAAAAAUAUUUACAUUACCUACCUGCUUAUUCUAUGAUUUUAGCUAUUGGACUGCAGGAAAGUCAUAGUUCAAUAAUAGGUUCUGUAAAUAUAAGUAAAUAUAAAAUAACAAUUUAAACAUUUUUUUUUUUUUUUUUAUAGCAGAUAAAAUUACAAAAAUGCAGGUAUAAUGUUAUUAUUAUUAUUGAUGUAAAAUACCAGUACUAGUAUUAUUAAAUAAAAUUUUAAAAAUAAAUAAAGUGGGUAUUAGAUAGUCAAUUGUAUAGUUACAAAUUGAAUUUUAAUGAACAAAAUUAUCAAGUGAAAUUCGUCUUUUUUUCACUUUUUUUCACUUUGUAUCUUCAAUCUACUAUCUACUGAAAGUUGUAUCUUCCCUUUCUUUUCCUUUGGUCCUUUACAACUUUCAAUAAGAGUUUUCAUUGCUAAAUUACGCCACCUGUUCCUGUCUUGGAUCACAUCUCUCCAGUUUUUUACUUCUAGACUCCGUAGGAUGUCUUCGAGAACGUGGAUCCACCUUUCCCUGAAUCUACCGAAAUGUUUAUACGCUUCCAUUUUAGCGUCGCUCUAACAUCAUCAUCCUUUUCUUUUCUUAUUUUAAUUAUGGCUUUUAGUGCAAUAUUAUUUUGUUGUAAUUUUGAUGACAAUAGUAUUUUCACCGUAUAGCAAUAAUGUCCACGAAAACAUAAUAAAUUAUCAAUAGACGGACGAAUUAUAUUAUUAUCGUCGUAGGUAUGUUCGUGGUCACGUGCGUGUGUACUGUGUACGAUAAUUGGCUGCAGAAAUCUAAGCCGGCCGAAUAUAUUAACAUUGCAAGGGCAAUUGUCCGAUUAGGUAUCGUGUACGCGUGUGUAUACUAUAAUAGUUAUUAGUUUACUGUGCUGUAAAGGGUAAUGCAUCAUGGCAACCUGCUAGAUCCGACUACUAUCAUAUUAUCAGCUAUAGAAGGUUUGUGUAAGGUAGUACAUAGAUGUACUGUAUAGCGCCAUAGAGACGUGGGUACGGGAAACUCGAUAGUAAUAUAAUGAUAAUAAUAAACGAAAACGGCGACAAUAAUAAUAGAUGAUCGGUAUGUAGUAGGUACAAUAUCGAUGAAGAAAGUGCACCGGGCUCAUUAACGAGGGUAUUAUUAUUUUAAUAACUGGACGCGCUUUCUAUAUAAUAAUAAUAAUAAUAUAGGUAAUAUUUGUCUAUAUUGGCGAAAGAGGAUUAGAAAAUGUGCGGUAUAUGGUUUCACGAGAGGUUUCCGAGAAAAAUAAAUGUUAGCGGUGGCUAAUUUAGGUAAGGUUACCACAUAGUUUUUUUUAAACAAAAACCACGACAAUAUUAUGUUAACUACCUAUAUUCUAUUAUAAAAAGUGCAGCAGUACGCUUCGUAUGAAUGAAUACUUUUGUUUUUAUGAAACUCCAAACUUUAGCAAAUUCAUUUUUGCGUAAAUCAUAUUUGUUUUUCAGACAGCCAUAUUAGGAAAACGACAAAUAAUAAAAAGACAUGGAAAUACGGCAGUAUAUAAUACUAGUCAGUUAUGUAACAAAAAUAAAAAAAUACGACGAGAGAUUAACUAAUAAUCAACAAUUUAUUAUGUUAACACAUAACGAUAAUUUGUUCACUAAAUUAAAAAUCGGUAGAAAAGAAUUCAGGGAAUUGAAACUAAAUUUGUUCUGGUCAAAUGCAUAAACAUAUAUUAAUAUACGAAUUCUUAUAGUACCAAUAAUAUUAGAAACAGAUGACCAAUAUCUGGGUAUAUAAUGAUAGGAUCUAAACUGUAGAUGUUAUCUCUUGUUAUAUUUGUUGUUAAACUUCUCUCUUUCUCUCUCUUCCUCUCUCUCGGGAAUGAUCUAAACUUCAAUCAUGUAUAUUAUAAUAUAUACUCUGCCUACUAUAUGGUGUACCCAUGAGGAUUAAAAAAAAUGACCAGUAUAAUAGUGUGACGCGAGGCCUCUGGUUUACGUCGCACUCACUCGUUAAUAUGCAAGGACGUCAGUUAUCGAACCGUACAUCACACAGCAAUUACCUGCAAAUACCAUAUGAGCAAAACACAAACACACGCAAAUAUAAACAUAUACAAUUGACGUAUUAAUGAUUUUUUUUUUAUAGUCAUGUGUAUGUUUUCUUUUUUUUUUACUUCGUAUUAUUAUUAUUAUUUUUUUUUUGCCUCUCCUACGACGAUGACAACGCGUAUUUCGGACGUUUUCCAGUUACCUAUACCUACUUGUCGCCCGGACUAAUCUCUGUAGUCGGGUAAUUAUUCACGUCGUUUUUCAUGUUCUAUGCAUAACUCCUACUCUUCCUCCGAUGCGUGUUUCUCCUCAUCAUUUUUAUUACAUAUUUGUGCAGCUGCAUAUUUACAGUGUACGGUCUUUUAGUGCGGGAUUUUCCGUGAAUAAUCAUAAUCAUAAUAUCGUAUUACUUUUAAUAAUGGUGACCACAACAAUAACUACAGUGCUGCUGCUGCUCUUGAUGCAUUGUAUUUCCGUCUCGCAAGGCCGACCACACCAAACAUUACGCUGUUAUUUCACUACCAACCCCCUCCUCCUCCCCUUCGUGAUCUAAUGUAGUUAUCGUCAUCGAACCCGGUCGACCACCAUCAUCACCACAACCCUCGUGGGUCGGACAUCACGUGAGAUUUAAUUAUUUAUCCCGUGAUGCGUAUAGGUUAUAAUAUUAUAAUAUAUAUAAUGUGUUACAAUAGUACCGUGCAAGAGUAGCUAUAUUAUAAUAUUACCACCGAGACGGCUGAUGAGGACGUGCGUCAUACGUGCGACGGACGUCCUGCAGUGACUGUCUGUUUACAUUGCCCGCGAGUCCUUGACGCGAAAGAUCGACGUGUGGCCUGUUGUGAUGCACGGAUUUCGAUCGAUAUCGAGGGCUAUUGUGUCGUCAUGAUAUUAUUAUUAAGUAGUAUAAGCUGUUCGUCGACUAUGAGUGAGUUUCCUUCAGCACUACUUACCGAUCGAAAUGGCCAAAGAUGUGGUCGAAGUAUAUUAUAGUAUUAUAGACUGCAUUUUAAAGACAGGUAUAGACAAAUAUAUACUGACAAUUUUUUCCAGCAUAUCGAAAUGAUACCACUAUAUGAUCAAAUCAUCAAAAUGUCGAAUACUUUUAUAUUAUACUAUCAUAAUAAUACGGCUACUAAUAUAAGAUAUCUUAUCAACCAGCUAAAUACUUAAAAUGUCUCUGGUUCAGAUUUAUUAAAUCCUUCGAACAUUUUGUGUUAAUUCUAGUCGAUUUAUUACAGUUAUAUCUACGGGUGUAAUGUUUACGAUAAUAUUAUGUCGAAACAAACAGGUCACGGAUAAUGUAUGCAAUUGAUGUUUUAUUUUAAUUUCUACGCCGAGAACUAUGCCGUACGAUGAUUAUUUGAUCACAAUCAAUAUCACUCAGUGUGUGCAAUCGGUUAUCCGUAUUAUUAUAUAAUAAUAUUAUAAUUUCAUACUUCUGUGUAUUCGUUUUCCUACUAUCGAACCCUCGUGAUAGCAGUAGGAUUCGGAGGAUGUAAUCGUUUACAAACAGUAUAUUGCAUACAUUGGUCUAGAAAAAUGUUUUAUUAGUCGAAUUUCAGGUAAAAAAAUACAAAUGUAUUGUUUAAUUUGGCUUUAAAAUCCUUUAAGAUUGUUGGCCACCACCGUCACUGUCCAAUUUAACUGUCAUCUUUCCAAUUCGUCACUUUUAGUUUUUCUAAAUUCUUUCAUAUCUUAUCUACCCGUCAUUCUUUGCGUCUUUUUCCCAACGGUUCCCAUUCGUUUGCUAUUCUUACACUCGUAGUUUUACUUUUCGCAUCGCGUAAUCAAACCCUACAUUUCUCCUUCUACGCCACAUGUUUAAUUCACUAUCAAACACUGUCUUUGCACUUUAUUUGCACACAAGCUGUAUGGUAUAAUUUUUUUCUCAGUUGUGGAGCUGUGGACAACAUAUUGCAUCCACAAGUCUUAUUAUGGUCGUACAUAGCUUAACCAAAGUCCCUCUAUAGAGAACUCGUUGCAAAUUCACUGAUGAAAUCGACCCCUGAGAAGUAGUGUAUGGUAUAGUAUUCGGAAAUACCGCGCGCAAUGGGAGAUUAUUAUUUAUUGCGAGAAUGCCUAUACGCGGCCAUUGUGCGCGCGAGCGGUGUUACUUAAUAUUAUUAUAAUGUAUUAUCGCAUAUUCAACAACACCUAUAAUACAAUCCGUCGUUGUCAAUAUAUUGUGUUGGUAAAAUAGUGCACAGUCUGCGCAACAGCGAUCGUGCAUACGCGCAAUUUAUGUAUAAAUCGUUUCGAUGUAAUUGCUGCAAUUUGUGUUUCGUCCGGUGUUUUCGCUAAAAAUAUAUACUAACAUUGCAGGAAAACGCACCGUAGACUUGGUCUUGCGUGACGAGCGUGUGCAUUGCAUAUCAACGUACCGUACCGUUUUUAUGGCAAGACGUGAACUGAGCUGGUGCUGUGCGAAGAGGAAGUGGUGAACGGUAGGAGUAGGAGGAGGAGAAGGAUAAGCAAGAAGACUUGAGGAGAAGGGGAUGGAUACUGCGAGGACAAUUAAAAUACAGUCGUGUAUACGUAUAUAUAUAAUGACUAAGGUGUAUAUAUUAUUAUCGUUAUAUACUCGUAUUUUAUUCAUUGUCAGUGCGGGAAAGUAUAUAAUGUAUACGAGUGUAUACGAAAACGGUUUUUCAUGGGUGUUUUUUUUUGUCUUUUAAUACUCACUCCCGUAGACCUCUAUUAUUCGAAAUUAGAAAUCUCCUCGCUCGCGUUCAAUUAUUUUAGCGAUCUGAUCGCUGCGUCGUCACCGAUUAGUUCACACACAUAGCAAUUUUUAUAUCUACGUUUAGUUCUCGUGUGAGAGCUAGAGGGGAAAAUCAGCUGUAUCGCAGCAGCCAAAUAUUCUGCAGUAUGUAAUUUUCAUAGACAACACAUAUACACGUGUAUAGUACGAAAAUAAAUAAUAAUAUAGUCAAUAUUAUUAGACACAUAGUUAUAUGUUACAUAUGAUUGUGUCACACCACCACACCGGUAACUGUUCAUCGGGGGAAAGUGCGAGCGAUACAUAUAUGUAUAAAAAACAAAAAUAAUACUUAGUAAAACUUAUGUAAUAUGUAUACAUGUAUAUAUGUAUAUAUAUGUUUUACUAAAUAUUAUUUUUGGUUUUUUUGAAAGCAAAAAAAAUUACGCGCGCAAUAACCAAAGGUAUUUAUGGACGUUUGUGGUUGUAUAGAUACACACAUAUACGUAACACACGCACUUAAAGAAUGGUUAACCGCGAAAUUCGUGUAUCACAUAUUAUUCCGUGAAAUAUGAUUAACGCGGUGUUUCUGCAGCGUUAAAAUGGUUGCAUGAUGGACCAGAAAUCAUAGUUUGAAUAAUAUAAGUAUAGUGGUUUUUAUUAGGUUUACAUGCAAGAAAUUAUUAGAAAUUUAAUUUGUUUUCAUCAUAUUAUACAGAAGAUACUUUUAUCACGAACCAGCGUUUAUUCACGACGAUUUUCUGUUAUAAUUUUGAAUAAUAUUAUCUUAUCUUAUUUUCUAUAAUAUAUCUGAAAAAUUGAAAACAAAAUUUUCGUCGGUAAUUACUGGUUUAUAAGAUGAUAAACAAACCAUUUGGUAUAUAUUUUAAUAAAAUAGUAUAAUACAAUGUAAAUAUGUUUAAAACUCAACAAAUAUUAUAUUUACAACGUCGUUCAUUCUUCGUACGGGUGUAGUUGAUAGACAGUUUUGUUUUGUUGGGUGUAGUUAACUACCUGCGUUGAAGUCUCCACCAUCCACGUUUUAUUACGAAUUGAUUUUACAAUUGGGUGACAAGCACGCGUCAAAUAAAACAAACCCAGAGUUUACUCGUUCGUGGAGAUAAUAGAUUGUUACAUUAGUGUAUUCUGUUGAUAUUUCUAUAGUAGAUAUACGGCAGAAGCGAAAACAUACCUAACUACGGUGAUCUCUGCUGUUCAAUUUUCGGUAUAAGCAACUCCAGCAGUGUAGAACUUACCAGUGAUGUCUGCAAAUAAACUCACAGCGGUUCACCCAAAAACAUUGGCGAUUGUUAUUGCGUUUAAGGCGAAUUUCGUACCAUUAUACGAUCGGAUAUUCGGUGUUCAUAAUAUUUCUACCGGGGAUAUUUUUAUAAAAAAUUAUCGUAACUUGCCAUAAGCCGGUAUAAUUCCGUUAACACUUUAUUGUGUAUUUUUUUUUUUUGUAUUAUGCAGAGAACACUUAACAAAUAUUACAUGUAUACAUAUUUAAUAAAUUAUUAUCUUUUUAUUUCUCAACCACAUGGGGCCAAAAGUUGAAUACAAUAUUUCAAUUCUUUGGUAACUAUAUACUAUUAUUACUGUUAUCAAAAUAUUAGACUACAAUACAGACUACAAUAAUACCUACUGUAUUUUGACCAAUCCAAUUGCUCAGUACAACACGAUGCUAGCAGAAUACUUAGCUUUAUACUAACCACCUUUAUCAUAAAACAGUAGACCUUGUCAUUCUUUCUUAUCCGUUUUUUUGUAUUUAUACGACCGCACCACGUACAGUCUUAUCUUUAUAAUGUCGUUGCAGUUAGUUAUAACUGCAGGUAGCUGAGUGAUAUUUUUUCAUCGGACAAAUGGGUUUGUCGUGUUUUCGAAAUAUCGCCUAAUACUGUCGUCGUAGUAUAUACGCAGUAUACACGUAUUACGGACCGAUUACUGACCGUGCCAGACUCACAUAUUAUUAUAGAUAUAAUACACGCGUAGGUAGGUAUUAAUAGCGUAAUAAUGACACGUAUAAUAUUAUCGAUAUAGGUAAUGGUAACGACUUAUAUACAUGUGGUAUUCAUAGAACGGUCACUAACUACGAUAAGUGCGUGCGUGCGCUUGUGUGUAUGUGUGUGUUUAUGUAUUUUUGUCCGUGCGUGUAUGACGUGUUUGUGUACGUAUACGUAUGACCAAAUGGUUUUCGACCGGGUAUAUGAUAUUAUUAUGCGUGUGUGUACCUAUAGGUAUACUCGACGCAGCGUCGUGUACCUGAAGUCCCCCUCCACGUUGGUAUAUAAUUGUGUGUGUUCUCCCUGCCGGGUAUAAAACCAGUUAGAGGUCGGCUCCAAACAGAUGGGUGUGACCCGGGGAACCGGGUGAACGAACUCCGUGCGGUUCUCAGGUUGGAUGCAGGUCAUGUCUGUCUGCCUGUUAUCAUCAUCAUCGCGGAGAAAAGAAACCAAAAGUAAGGGGAAAACCGGCACGCGGUAGGCUCGACGGACAUUUUUUUGGGUGAUCUACUUGCCACGAGGUCUUGAAUACAGUGAAAUAAAUAAUAUAAUUGAUAAUCGAUAUGGUAAAAAACAUUUGAAAUAAUAAAUACCAAAUUUCUGAAAAUGGUAUGUUACAAAUUUGGUAUUUUAGGUUGUAUAAUCCUAAUCUUCUGUAAGAAAAACCGUUUGUUUUUUGUGCACACAAUCAAAAUAUCAAAAAUAUUAUCGCAAAAAUAACUCAUACAAAAAAAAUGCAAUUAAUUCUAUUUUUUUAUUUGAUUUGAUAUAUAAUUAUAGGUUUUUUGAAACGAAUUUGUAUAUAAUAUCAGAUUAUCGCAUAUGCACUUUUUUUUUUAAGAAAUACUUACAAAUGCAUCGAGGCCAUGGUAAUAAUAAUGUAACUGGACUCGAUACUACCGUUUUUCAUUACAAUUACAUGAAUAUUAUAUUUAAUUUUGUCACUCGUGCAGCAACAUUAGGUAUUGUUUCUCUCGUCCUUCAAAAUUCUCCGGCGGCGUCGCAUUAUUAUUUGUCAAACGGUGUGUGUACAUUUCCUGCAAUUACCGCGUGUUUGGCGAUGGCCCUUCGAUGUUAACGAGUUACUGUGUUAUCGAUAUCAUUAUUAUAAUAUCGUCCCCGGAAAUUUUUUCGGUCUGUUUAUUGAUAAUCGAACCGUCCAAAUUCCGUAGUACGAGUAUAGAUUAGAUUUUAUUCAGACGAUAGUAAUAAUUGUAUUGGACAGAAAUAAACGACUGUGGAUACAAUCCAUGGCCCGUAUGUGCGCGGUUGUCACGCUACUCUAAAUUUGCUGGUCGACAUAAUCACGUAUCCGCGUGUACACAAAACUAAUUUCACAAGAAUGACCGACUGUCUAUUUUUAACUUUACAAUCUAAAAUUUGAUAAAUUAUUUUAUAAACCCAUCUGCUAAUGCAUCUAAAGCUAAUGAUAUUGAACCCGCAACAUUAUCGUAUGUAUUUAAAUAAUCUGAUCAUUUUUCACCAAAGUAUAGGUUCCAUUGAAGUAAUAUUUACACGCGCAAUUUAAGUAAAAUGUUAUUUAUGAUGUUUUUGCUUUGUUAACACAAACUAAAUUAAUACAAAUUAAAAAGAAUAUUAAAACAUUGAUUGUUUUACAUUUUUAAAAUGUAAGUGGAUAGUUUAAAAUCGACUUAGGCUUUUAAAAUAUUUAGGAAUUGAAUAUAUUCAACAAAUUAAAAAUCUAUGCGAAAAUAAAAUUAUGUACAUAUUUUAUUCUACGUUGCACUAAUCAUAAUAUUUCGUAGCUGGUAAAGUUUCAUUUUGAACUGAUAGAAAGAAAAAGCAAAUGCCUUUCAAAUCUAGUAAUCUAUAGUUACAUAUCUUCAUAAACUAUAUAGUAAUAUUAUAUUAUCAAGUUUAAGAGUAUUGUCCCAUUACUAAAUUAAAACAAUGUACGCAUUUACAGAAACGUUUUGAUAUCAAUUAAGUUGUUCAAAAUUGAAACUAUCGUUUUCUUUUUUUAUUAGCAAUUCUUUUUAUUUUGAUAUUAUAGAGAGAGAAAUUAUUAUCAAACUAAAAAUUAUUACGAUUUUCAUAUUUUACGCAAUGCAAAUGGUACUUGGGCGAUAGUGGCAAUACUUGCGCACUAAUAAUGCGCGUAAGUAAUGUGAGGAUAAAUACUGCGCGAGAAAGUGUAGUUUAAAGAUUCUCGAAACGCGACGCUCUAAAACAGUAUAAUAUUAUUUCUAGAUACUUAUAUAUUUUUGAUUCGAAAAAUGAUAAAUACUACCAGAAAAUAUGUAUAUUUUCUGAGAAUUCUGGCGAUUUCGGCAAAAUGUGUUUUUAUAAUAUAUAUAUUAUACAUGUUAUGCUUUAUCUUCUAGUAUAGCUGUACUCUCUGGGGGUCUUAGUCACCAUUAUAAUAUAACGGCACUUAUCUCUAUCGUGUACUACUGCUUCCUUUUAAUUUACUUUAUACCUAACGCUCUAAAAUCUUCGGUUCUACAAUAUCUAUCAAUUUUUCUUUGGCAGCGGCUUUUUCUCUCGAGGCACCUGUUCGAAGGCUGCUCUUAGUUAACAUAUUUGGUUAAACAAAUUUAUUGCGAUGUACUUUAAUAACAAUAAUAUGUUCACGUCUAUAUUAGUCGAAUACACGAAUAUUAGCCUUAAUGGCCUCUAUAAUAUGCGACGAUGGGUUAAUGUAUUCUCGAGCACACGGCUUGGUAAAAACCGGUGACAAUGACAUUUUGAAACGAAAUGUCUUUAUACCUCCAUUUAUAGUAGAUACCAUACUUAUACAUAUAUUUACUAUAAUAAAUAUUUGAUUUUCGAUAAACAUUCCACUGUAAAUGUAUUGAAGUUUUUUUUUUCAUGAUAUUCGCCUGAAUCAAGUUUUAACGUCCGUGUUUACAGUACACGCUGUAUAUUAUAAAACAAAACGUGUUAGAUUUUUUUUUCUUUAAUUACAAAUUAUAAAAAUAGUUUUGUUUUUUCGUAAAUUCUCCGAACUGUCUGUAUGCAUACGAAAACCAUUAUAUUAUUAUUAUUAUUAUUAUUAUUAUUAUAAUUUACUUAAAUAGGGACCCAUCGAUUUUUUAAUGCCAAUUCGAUGUGUCACGAUAUGUUUCCAUGCCAUUGCCGAUACGUUCAUUAACUAUGUAAUUAGGUACGCAUGUAUAAUAUUACAAUUUCAAGUAUUUAUCUACUUGAUGUGCUAAUAACUAUGACGCUUCAUUCGAAAAGUUUCGGUUUGUAACUUUGCAAACAGAAGCAAAAAAACAAAUUUCAAUUAUUACUUGUUUUUAUAUUUGAUCAAUCAGUGUUUCAUUUUUGGAAAUAUUAAUUUUGUGUUUAACGCUCACAAAAGUUAUAUUUUUCAAAAAUUUAGGAUAGAUUUGCAGUUUUAAUAUUUACGAUGGGUUUGAUAUUUUAAUUUUGAGGAAAAGUUUAUUAACAGUUUUUAAAAAAUACGAAGUACAAAAAUACUGUUUCAAAAUUAGAUUUUUAAAAAUAUCAAACAAUAUUAUAUUAUAUAGAUUAAUAUUUUAUACAAUAUAUACAAAUACAGUACACACGCACGCACACACACACACACACACACACACACACAUACAUACAGUAGGUACCCGAUCGGUUUUCUCUUUUAUGUAUUAUAUGAAGACGAAAACGACGUCUGUGAAAACCGUGUUCUAGUCUAAUUUUAUAGUUUUUUUUUUUUUUGGACAUUUUUACGUUUUUCCAUCCAUUAUUGCAUUACACGUGCAAUUUCUUGAGACAUAACAACAUAUAUAUAUAUAUAUAUAUAUAUAUAUAUAUAAAACAACACGUACCUGGACUGAAAAAAAAAAAAUUACGAAUCAUUACAUUGUUGUUAUGGGUAAAUUUGCUUUCACUCCGGAUGACACCGCUGCGAAGAGAGGUGAAUGUUGCGAGCGUAUUUUUUUUAUUUUUAUAUCAUUAUUAUUAUUAUUGUAAAACUACGUGCGAUGAUGGUUGGAAGAGAUUCUUUGCUGGUCGUCACGAUCGAAGUUUUUGUACCCAUAUAGUAUAUGUGCAAAUAUGACGGAGAAUCAUUUGAUUUCGAAAUAGAUGUACCUAUAUAGGUAUUUCCGACAAAGAGUCAGUACAUUUUAUAUAGGUACUCGGGUACACGAUAAGAAGGAGAACGAUUUUUUUUUUUAAGAUAUGCAAGAUGCCAAAAGAUAAUAAUAUAUGAACACUAUUGUAUUCGGUGAUUGAUUAAUCGCGCGGUAUCAUAUUAUUAUUGUUUAAGACUCGCAUUGUUUGCGCGAAAGGAUUUCGACUGUAUCGUGUUGUUGUAGGUAUACACGAAUUUACUCGUAUUAUUAUACAAGAGAACAGAAAAACCCUUUUCAAUAUUACUUCUUAAUAUUAUUUCAAUCAUUAACUUAAUGCCAAUAUUUUAGAUUCUGUGAAGAAGUUAUUUGUUUUACUAAGAUGUGAAUUUUUCUCGAAAAACAUGCUUAGACUAUUUUAUGCAGUCACUUAAAAUUAUUUUCACUCUGUAGCAAAAUUUUUUUGAAAAAUAUCACUAAAUUCACAACAGCGUUUUUAAAGAAUGAAAAAAAAAUGGCAAUAAAUGUCAUAUUCAAUAUUGUUUUUGUUGAUUUUUAGGUUACUUUGGGUACAAAGAAAAAAAAUACGACUAAUAAAAUUAUAUCCUUUCUAUUUUACUGAACUCUGCUCAGAAUGUUUUUUUUUCUGCUUAAGAUCGUUGCUUUAAAUAUAUAAAUUAAAUGAUCCUUUAUAUUCAAUACUUUUCACACCUCCAACCCACAACAGUGGUCUACCCGUGGUGUGAAACCCGAGUAUACUUUUAUUAUAUUUUGACGAAAUAGUUUGUCAAUAUUAUUGUAAUUGUCCUUGAAUGAUAUAAGUACUCGUUAGUGUAUCAUUAUAAUUUUGUUUUAUAAUUAUACAAAAAAAUAAAUAAAUAAUAAUUUAAUAAAAACAACUAAUUAAGUAGCAUAAGAGUUUUAUUAAGAAAUACGCGCAUAUUUUAAAUUGUCAAACAAAAUGUAUAAUAUAUAUAUAUGAACGAGUAUGACAAAAACAUCUUUUGUUAAAUCGUUUUGUUUAUAACAUAAUAAUAUUCCCCCUCCGAUACCAAAAUAUGUUAUCAUUGUUUUCUUAUUUUUACUUUCUUAACAGUGUAUUAUUUUAUUAUUUUAAAACAAUUUGAUACGGAAAAAAAUAACUAUAAGCAGCAAAAAUUUGUCAAAUUUUUCUUGACCUAUAUUAUAUUAUACCUAGAAAUAUUUUUUAUAAAACAAUACAUAAUCGUAGUAAAACCGUAAUAAAUAACAAAACAAAAAAAUAUUAUAUCUUUGGGGGCAAUCGCCUCAUCACUCCUCUCAAAUCCGCUACUGAUUAUCGCCUCACCAUAUGACUUCUCUGAUAAUUUAAAAUUGACGUCAGAGGUACUUGACUUUUCAGCGACUAAAGGAUUUAUGUUUUCAUUUCGGAGUUAGGCUAUUAAAUUCCUUGAAACAGUAUAACGUUUGGACGUUUUAUUUUCGAUGUUGGUCUUGUUACUUGCUAUUCCCUUAUCAUUUUUUCGACAACUGGAUAAUUCAAUGUAUAAUAUUGAAAACGUUCUAUGUAAAUUAUAGUUAAAAAUUCUUCUUUUAUUUUUUUAAAUUACAAACACAAUAUAUUUAUUAGUUAGGUAUCGUCUAUUAAAUAUACAAUAUAAAGUGUUUACUUGUAAACAGGCCGUAAUAAUAUAUUAUUAUAAUAUGUACUUAUGUAUAAAUUGCCAUACCACUGCAGCUAAAACUUAAUGAAUUAAUAUCGUAUUGGAUUUCAACAUUAUCGUAUUACCUACUGUUUUAUUAUUAUUUAAACGCACGUGAUCGAAUAACGCUAUUUGAUUUUUACUUUAUUUUCAACAAUAUAUUUUUAAAAAGCGUUUGUAUCCUUAACGUAAUUUAAGCUUUAUACAACUGAUAAAAAAAAAAUUGUGCCUACGUUUCUGCAUGUAAUUAUUUAUGCUACAUACGAAUGUAAAAUUGACUAUAUAUCUGUUAAUUUAUGGCAUUCGUGUGUUGCUGCAGUUUAUUAUGAUGUCGUUUAUAUGCGUGCAUCUGUUUUCAUUAUGUGACUUUAAUUAUAUACUUUAGAUACAAUAAAAUUAUAUGUAGUAGGCUCAAAAAUGUGUUAUUUCUCUGAAAAUACCUUGAAAAAUAUUAUUUGAACGGUUUUAAGUUUCAUGCAAAAAUGACACCCAUAUGAUAAUUUUCAGGGAAGAGAAAAAAUGAAACUUAUAGAUUAUAGCUAUACUAGGUUUGUUUUUCUUGAAUAAGAACGAAUGAGAAACAAAGUUAUGUAAGCAUUUCAAAAUCUGUUAAGAGCUGAAAUACGGUUAAGAUCGUCAUUGGUGAUUUUAAUGCUAAAAUAGGGAAGGGACUAUUGUCUAUACCUAUAAUUGGGUUACACAGUGUGCAUAAGCAAAGUAAUGAUAAUGGUCAAAGGAUUGUAGCUUUUAUAAUAUUAAAAUAUAUGACCAUCAGUAGUAUAACUUUCCCUUAUAAGGAUAUUCAUAAAUACACAGAACGGACAUACUUACAAUAAAAUUGACCACUUGCUCAUUGAUAAAACAUUUAGUAUUUUGGUUGUAAAAAGAUACAGAAGAGAGGAGCGGACUGUGAUACUGACCAUUUCUUGGUUAUUACGAAGUUUAGAAAGACGUUAAAGAGCGUUUUAUUACCACAAUGCAAUGUAGAGAAACUUAAGUAUUAAGAAAAAAAUCUUAAAUAUAUAGAAGAACUAAGAUCAGUAACUUUAGUCAUAAAAAUUGCAAAAAAUAACAAUAUACAUUUUUAUCGUAAAAACAAAAAUAAAAUAGACAUUCUUCGGCUUCAAUAAUCAUGAAUUAAAAAUCGUUUUUAUGUUUCAUUUUUUUUCUAGAGUAUGUGCCCCUUUCCCCCUUUCCUUAUGGUUAACUAUGGAUUGAUGUACAACGGUAUCUACCUACCUACCUUCCUUGUGUCUACUAUAAAAUAUAUACCUAAUGUAUACGAAUUCGUACAAGGUCUACGAAUUUCCAAUUCAAGGUCAAUUUACUAUUAAAAAAUAAAAAAUAAAUGAAAGAUUUAGCUGCAUAUAAUAAUAAUUAUAGCCUAUAUGAAUGAAGCACAACGUGGUUUUUGUUAUUUUUCGAUAUUUAAUAAAUGGAAUCCUAUACAUAGUAUAUUCUAUUUAUAUAGAGUACAAGGUGAUCGGGGUUGACAUUUAUAUCCACUUACACUUACAGCCAAGCCUGUUCGAAACGGACAUAAAUAUUUUUAUAACGAUAUACGACCCUUCAGAAUGUCCGCAACAAGGUCAAUACGUGAUAUAGAUAAGAACUCGCGUGUAAACAUUUUUACUAUUAUGUUUUUUUUUUAAUAUUUUGGAUAAAAAUUCAAUUUAAUAUUAUAUGAAUAAAUACAAAUAUUAAUAAUUUUAUAGGACGUGUUUACUUUUUCCACCACGUAGGAAAAACACUUUUUAACUUGAUUUAAUAAACAUUAUGUAGAAAUUUUACAGAUAAGUUAGGUUAGGUACUCGUACGAUCGGUUAUUUUCGGAUUUCCCGUUAUUUUAAUAUUUUAAAAAAUUGCGAACAAAUAAAAAACAACACUAAAAUAAUCAAGAUUAUUCAAGCAAACGUUCACUUUAAAUUUGAAUUCUAAUAUUUCAUAAGUAAAUAUUAUGGUUUUUUCAAACAAAAUUCGAUACGUAUGUCUUUCUCGUUUGAAAUUAUUAACUUUACUUUGACAAGAGAUCUGAUACCAAUAUCUUAUACAUUCUUUUUGGUUUUUUUAAACUCAAGGGCCUUAAAAAUAGUGUGCAGUACGAAUAUAAUGCAUUAGUGCAGCAUGAAAUGGAAAAUUGCGCCGCUAAUUUAUUGUUACUGUUAAUGGUAUCAGGUUACUUAUCUUAAAUAAUGUAACAAUGAGAUACAAUCGUUAUUAUCAGUGAAAUUUGAAAUAGAAGUUCUAAUAUCAAUAUAAAUUAUAUUUUUUUUUUUGUAGAGGGGCACCAGAUUGAAUUAAACGAAAAAAACACCUGCACAAAAUUGUAUUCGAUUUAAGUAAUUUUUUCAAUUAUUUUGUAGGCAGGUACAUUACGAUAUCUAAAUUAUGUUACUUAUAUUAUUUCGAUCCAAUAUAUUUUUAUUUAUAUUUAAAAAGUUACAUACAAUAUUAUUUUUAUCAUCUUAUAAAUUAAAUGAUAUCGUAUAUUAUUAUUGUAUGUUAUUUAAUCUUAAAACUCUUAUUAUAUUAUCUUUAAUCAAUAUUAGAAGGUCAAACAAGUGUAUGUUCUAAAUAUAUCAACCAGACCUUUAACCAAAUACACUAUAAUAUAUUAUUUUCCAUUAAAUAUAUAUAUAUAUAUGUGUGUGUGUGUGUGUAUGUAUUUUAUUUUUUUAAGCAUAUUUAGUAAAUUGUUAACUUAUUUAUUAUAAUGUAUAUUAAUUUUCGUUCAAAAUUGUACUAUAGAAAAUUAUAACAAUCAUUAUAUCCGACCUAUAAAAUUUAUAUUGAAAUAUAUGCGUAUAGAUAGACGUAUUGUUAAUAGAUAAAAAUAUAUAUAGGUAAUAUAAUAUUAAUAUACAAUACAAUAUAGGUAAUAUAAUACCUUAUAGUACUUGAACAAAAAAAAUGAAACGAUUUCUGCUCUUUUAGCUUUUUAAUAAGUUUAAUACUUGUAUUAUAGUUUGUUUAAAUGGUAUUCUUAAAACAACUUCCAACGUGUACGAGUAGAUAUAAUGUCUUAUUGAUUUUUUUAUUCAUAUUUUUUUUUACGCGUUAAUUUCUUGAAACAUUUUAUUUUUUUUUUUUUUUCAUAAUUUGGAAAAUGACGUGCGUAUUUAUAAACAUUUUUCUCCUGAGUAUAUAAUUAUAAAUUGUUCUAUGUACUGCAAUAAAUGAAUAUCAUUAUUAUCAAUAAGGAACGCGUGAAUGGAAAAUGCAAAUUUGAUAAAAGAAAUUUUUUUGUUGGACCAAACGUUGAGAUGUGUGAACUUUUAUAGAAUUCACCGAUCUAGUCAAAUUAUAUACUUCAGUAUAUACCAGGGGUCGGCAAUUAGUUUAUAACGGGGGCCGGGUAAUUAAAAAUAAAGUGUUCGAGAACCAUAUAUUUUUGGAGUUGAGCAAAAAAAAAAAAAAUUCAACCUCUAUAUCUAUUCGAUGUUCCGUAUUAUUUAACAAUUCCAGAAAAAACAUAAAUUUUUAAGUAAAUACAUUGAUUUAUUUUUGUAUUAAAAAUACAAUUAUUAUUAUAAUAAUAUUUAAUUAUUUUAUAGAAUAAAAUAUAUUACAUACAAUUGUAUAAUAAUACACCAAAUACGCCAAAUGCAUCAUAAAUAUAGAUUAGAUUAGAACGCUUGGAUAUUCUGGAUCCGCACAGAGACAAAUAAUGAAAACAACGUUAAAGUAAAAAAAAAGUCCGUUUAUUUCUUCUUUGCAGGUCGUCUAUUGCCUACCCCUGGUAUAUAAUAUACACAGUUUACCAUUAUAAUAAUAAUAUUAUAAUCUUCUGUGCCUAAACUUGCCUUUCGUUCGGUGAACGUUUGCAACAAGUGUCUGUUUGCUUACAGGUGGUCGUAUACGUACUGUAUAAUAAUAUGUACAUGUGAUGAUCUCUCGUUGGAUUAAAGCGAUUUUAUUUAUUAUUUUUUAUAAUCUUUUUUCGAUCGCGUGCUACGCACGCGGAGGACGUUCAGGUUGAAUAUAUAGGAUAUCUGCUUCACCUCUCUUUUAUUAUAGAAUAAUAGUGUUAAAGGCUACACAGGCACUGCAAAAUAUUAUUAGUACACAAACGUACAUUUUAGAGAAAGUCUUCGUCGUUCGACGACUUCGCGUAUUACUGUCGCGUUGCAAUAAAGUAUUACACGGCCACGGAGAUAUUUUGUAUAUUUUUCUACAUACGAGUAUAUUUUAUACAUUAAUACAAAUAGAUUGUUGUUGUCGAGUUUGACCACUGUCUGGAAAAAGACGCAUAGUGAGAUUACUUAUCGCGUUUUAACUUCGACGGCAAAGUAUCGGAUUUUUGAUGGAAAUUUAGUAAUCCGAUCCACUGGAAAUUAUUUUUCUUCGUAAGACUAGGCGAUAAUAAUAAUAAUAAUAACAACAAUAAUAAUAUGAUAUUAUUCAUUAUAUCUACUAUUAUAGACGUGUUCGACUUGAAAAAUAAAAAAUAUAGUAAAGUGAUAAGUGUAUAUUAAAUUGCGUUCUUUAGAAAAUUUGGCUUGUCGUGGUUCAAAUUAUUAAUUAUCUUUAUUAGAGAUUGGACAUUGGACAUAUUUUUAAAUUGUUUUUAGGGACUUCAGAUGUUCUCCUGCACCGUGAUGCUUCAAUGAUCAAAUGUAGUGAAAGUUCAUAAGACUUGCACUUUCCGUGAUAAAAUUUUCAUUUUCAGAUAUUUGAAAAAAAAAUGGUAGAUCAACAAUAGAUAUUGGUACAGUUAAAACUAAAAAUUAACCGUCGUCGAUUUUUACCUGCUAUACAAACGCCAUUAUUGCAAAUCUUACACUUUCCAUAUAUUAUAUGCGUUGCACUUAAACCUAAAUACGUGACAAAUUAUAAUCGGGAUAUUCCGAAUCGGACAUAGAACUGUAAUAUUUAUACGAUCGCGUAUAGAGUUUUGAUAUAAUAUACCUAUGUGUUUGUUUCGAAUCGAACUUUUCGAAUUGUGUGUGCGCGUGUGAGCUGCGUGGGCUCGUUCACACUAUAUUGGGUUAAUUCGUCGCCGACCUAAUUUGGUGAAAUUCGGGUCAAUAACAAUAACACUGCACUGCACUAUAAUAAUAAUAAUUAUUAUAAUAAUACGUAAUAUACACUUAUGACACGAAUUUUUAUUAUUUUUUUUUUAUUGGUGCCCAAUUAUAAAGUGCAAAACGAAAUAAAAAAAAAAUCGUAUAAUUUUCCCCUAUAAACAAUAAACGCGGGCCGCCCGUUCCGUAUAACGAAAAAAAGGAAAAAAAAAUUGAUGUUCCAGUCGUUGCAGGUUCGUAACCCGCGUUUCUUUUGUCGAAAAUCGCUCGCACGAUAUUCGUCCGUCGUCGUCGAAUACGCGUGUUAAAUAUCAUCACGAUCGUUUUUUUUUCUACAAAAUUUUAUAGAGACGUUUGCACGCGCGUAUAAACGGUCGUGUGAACGUGGGCGUAUACCGCGACCCCGUUACCGGGCGCACUUUGUUGUCGUUAUACCGGCGCGGUUCCGUCACGAACCUCACCGGAACACUUCGGCUACGGAUUAGUGGGUAUUCCUGUAAUAACCGAACGCGGUUAUCGGAGACGAACCGAAAUCCGACUAGGUAUGACGCCACCGCGGCGUUCGCACAAUAACCUCGGAAAACUGUAUUGUAGUCUCUACGUAUAGUCCCAUGCUAUACGUUCGCCGGUCUCGUUGGUUGAUACGAAUUUCCACGGUUUAAAAAUGUGAUAAUCCCGAAAUAUUGACAAUGUGUUUGCUAUCACGGACUACAAGAUAUACGAGACUGAGAUAGCUUUGGUCAGGGGGGGAGGCAUUCUCGAGUUUUACCAUAUUCAUUUGAUUGCGUGAUGUCGUGUUCAAUGGUAGAUUUGGCCGCAAAAAGUGCAUUUAAUAUACGAUAUACGGCCAGUGGUGGCUCAAAAGGGAUAUAUUUGAAUCACGUGAUUUAGAAAAAAAGGGAGAGGGUGGGUAGUGGAUGCCUGGCUGUUCAGAAAUAUGUCAACAAAUAUUAAGAUUUAACAAAAUUAAAUUUGUUAAAUUUCAAUAAAUUUGUGGUAUUCUGAUUUGGGAUGGGUGGGUGGAAAAUUAAAUAGGUGAUUCAAGGUAAAAAUAUUUUAAGCCACCACUGUAUAGCGCUAUGUAGGUAUACAUCCAUUUUAUACUUGUGUAAGCAUCAAAGGUCCACCGAAAAAGUCUUCAACGUGAAUUCCGUAUGUUUUACUCCGCGUUUGACAAAAUACCCUAUCCAAUUACUAUAUACCUCUAAUUCCUGUGACGUGGUUUCCCUCUCCCCAUCCGACCGUUUGGGACCUAUACACGUUGUAGUUUUUAACCGAUUAUACGUUUUAAGAAUAACAGAACAAUGCAAAAUACUCGUAUAAAUCAAAUUAAUUUUCUCGUUAUCCACUAUAUUAUGAUACAUUUUAGCCACACAAUAUUCAAACCAGCGAUACUAUAGCGAAUAGAUAUAUUACAGCGAUACUAUAGAUGCUUUGGAAACACGCAACUUGAUAUAUUUAUUGACCUUUUAUUUAAUCGUCGGAUGCAAUAGUGAUUAUCGUGUGAACGUCAACCACGAUGUGACGAUUAUUUUGCGAGUUGCAACGCAUUAUUAUGAUAUUUGUUGACGUUCUUUGACUCUCGUGAGGUUCGCUUGGGUGUACGUGUCGUUUAUCGUCUUGCCAGGCGUACCCAAAACGGCGAAAAAUUUAUUUGGUUCUGUUUCAAUUGCCGUGCCGGUGUUUGAAUUUGUCCGUCACGCCAAACGCCCGAUUUAAACAAGUAGUAUCAAUAAUAUAAUCAUCUGAACCCCCCCCCACCCUAAUUUUGAUAAAUAUCUUAAUAUUAUUCAUGUACAAUAUACAUGUUUGUGCUAACCGAAACGAAAGAGCCAUUUUAAUUUUGUAGAUAUUUUUUUAUCGAUCAUUAUUACUUAAGACAACGCUCGUGCUCAAAAAGUAUAGUCAGAGCAUAUGGCUUGUUAAACUGGUUUACGACGCCAAGAGCCCAUUUCAGAAAAUGGCGAAAUUGAAAUUUUAAAUUUUAACGAACAUAAAUAUAGGUAACUGACUAUAUGAUCCAAUUAUCAUUCGAAUUUUUGAACGGCCAUGAAGCGCUUUAGGGCGGUUGAUAAACCGCUUUAGCGCGGUGAAAUUUCGGUAAUUUUAUUAGGUCCUUUUUCCAACGAUAACUCUGACUCAAAAAUGUGCGUAAACGUGUGGGUUUUAAUUAAUUUUUUUUUUUUAUGUUACAGGCGCUACUACUGAAACGUCAACCGGUGCUAGCGUGCUGAUGUCGAUGACGUGCGGCCCGGGCUUUUUCCGGUGUGUGGACGGCAAGUGCAUAUCGUCAGACUUGCUGUGCAACAUGCAAAAAGACUGUGACCGGGGAGAGGACGAGUUCCAAAGUUGUCGUAAGUGUUUUAGUUAUUUUUUCUACAGUACCUAUAUAUUUCACGAUCAACAUUUAGACGAUAAGAUUUAAGCAAUUGUUUUCCCCUCUCACAGCUCCACCUGAAUGCGAGCCCACGUUGUUGCCGUGCCGACAGUACCACUGGAACAAGACGUACUGUUAUCCACCUCACUAUAAGUGUGACGUCACGGUAGACUGCGUGGACGGUUCCGACGAGGCAGAUUGCAGUAAGUACAAUUUUAUAAUAGUCGACUACAAUAGUAUUACGGCUAUAUGGAAUGGAUUUUGAUUUAGUAUAUGAAUAAAAAAAAUAUAUAAAUGUUGAAUACAUUACAUUUUAGAUUUUGAGCGUGGCAAGGAUUUUUUUUUUUUACUUUGAUGUGUGCUUUUUUAAUAUUUGUUUUUUUAUAUGAAAACAUAAUUCGUACCAGAAAUCUUGAUUUGAUUAUCUAUUAUACAGGUGAUUUCUAUUAGGAAAUUUUGUCUAGCUGGUAUAUUAGGAAGACCAUUUUUUGAUUUUUCUUGUAGAUUUCUGAAAAUAUUUAUACGUAAUUUUUUUAUAAUAAUCUUAGAGACCAGAAAUUUUUACCGAAUACUUAUUUUUACACGUUAUAGACGUAGAGUAAUUUUCAAAAUAGUCUGGCGUAUUUUGAGUUCUUAAUAGUAUUAGAUAGUAAUUAAUUGAACUUGUUGUUACAAAUUUUGAAAUUUAUUUUCGUCAGAUAAUAAGUUUAAUUUUAUGUUGAUAUUCGUUCGAAACACAAUGAAUUAAAUUGCAUUUUGUAAUGCAAUAGAAUUUAUGUUAAUAAUAAUACAUAUUGAUAAAAUGUUAAAUUUAAAUUUAUUAAAACAUGUUUAACCGAACUUCUCUCAGAACAGUUUUUCGUUUGUAACGAUUCAUCGUUACAUAAAUUCAAUUAUUCUGUACAUCCUACCUUCCUAACUUUUCAUUUACAACAGUAUCCUAUCAUAUGAUGGUGCAAAGUAUGCGGACUUAUUUUCAACUCCUAAUUAUUCUUCAUAAUUUCGUAAUAUGGAAUACAGUUUAAAAUUUCGUUUAAUCUUACAGUGUCGCAUCAUAAAACUCUAAAAUAAACAUGAAAAUUGUACCGUAAUAUUAGCACGCUUAGUGCUUACGCUGAACAAAUAAUAUGUAUUUAUUAGAAAAAUAUUCCAAUUAAAAUAAGCAUCAAUUUAUUCGAAAUAUAACGUACUGUUGAAAAACGUUUAUAUUAUAGUAGUAAAACGGCAAAGAAAUAUUUAUUUAAAUUCAAUUUUGUCCCCGAACAGUAUACGAAGUAUACAUUUACUGUCAACGAAAGUUAUUAUUUACGUAAACCUCCUCGUGCUCAUUACACACAAUAAUAAUAAUACGUGUACACGUUAAUCAUUAAUCAUCAAUUCAGCUUAGAUUUUUGAUUUUGAAACGCGAUUGGGAAAUUCCUUGUCCAUCGUACCGAAAUGUAUGCAAUAAUUCAAGUGUUAUUUCACCAAGUGUAUCGCAACGGAAUAGUAACUUGUAUCGUAUUAUAAGUGUUGCUCUUACGUUUUAGAGGACGUCCCACCAAUAGCGGUAUAAACGUGUUUAUGAAAGAUGUUUGAGAUAAAAUAUCCAUUAUAAAAAGUACAAAAGCCAAUAUUUCCUAAGUAACCUCAUAACAUAAUAUUUUAUUAAAAAAAUAUCAACCCGGAAAAUAGAGGUACCUAACCUACAGAGAUUUCUAAAAUAAUGUAUAUAUAUAUAUAUAUAUUUACUAUUUUCGCAUUCAUGAUAUUCACCUAUAUGAGGUUCCCUCAGAAAUAUUAUCAACUAUCUGUUUAAAUUUUUCCCCCAAAAACACAUUGAAAGAUACGUUUUAUUUUGUAACAUUUUUUCAUAUACCCAAAUUACCGAAGUCGUCAAAAGUUGGCGAGCAGUGAUCGCCUCGUAUUAUAAUAAUGAGUAAUAACUAAUGAUGAGUAACUUGUGUUUUUCAUUACAUCUUGACUACAAUCCGUGUGACUUGCGAUACGAAAUUAGUUGGGUUAAUUAUAGUGUUUGAAAACAUUUUCAUCCGUGUGCUGCCGCCGGUGGAAUAAUAAUUGUUGCAUAGCGAAUCGUAUUUUAAAAACAUAACGGUCCUCGGAGACGGCCGGAAUUUCACGAACAAAAGUAGAUUUGAAUUUUGCCGGUCGUUUAUGUGCGUGUACCCAUUAUUAAAAAGAUAAUAACUAUACGAGCUCAUGUCGGAGAAUUUUCGGUGAGAAAAUUGACGUAUUUAUAUCUGUGGAUUGGUGCAAGAAGGGUCAAACUAAUUUUUUUUUAAAAUAAAUAAAUUGAAACUGGAAGUUGAAAAAAAUUAUUUUAUUUUCAAGAAUUGUUUUGAUGAGCGUAGUAUUUUAUUACGCGUUUUGUAAAUGACUUGAACUUUAAUAAAUUUGACGAUAAGUUUAUACAUUUAAAUCGUUUUAAUUUUGUUAUAUGUUAAUUUGACGAUGCCCGUCGACCUUAAACAGUUAAACAUUCGUGCCUAGUUCGAAAAACUAGAUAUAGCGAGAUCAGUAGUGAAUCGUUAUUUACAUAAUAUUGUUUUAAUUUUAUGAUGUGCCGAAACGGCUACAAAAUGAAAAGUAGUGUGCAACACGAUUGCGAACGUUUUACAUUUUUUAUAACACAAUUAUUGCGAACGAAUGUCGUUUAUCAAAGAAUUAUUUUUUUAACUGAAAACGAACGGAUUGCAAAUCGUUUUUUUUAGGCUACGUUGACAAGUUUAGAUAGUGUAUAUUUUUCUGAAUAUGUUUUAUUUUAUUCGGGGAUUUAAUUAUAAACAAUAAAACAUAUAAAAAAUUAAAUAAAAUGAUACAAAAUAAUAAUGUUUAAAUUGUUGAUUAUUGAAAAUUUAUCUUAUCGCAUGGCGUAAUAACAGAAAACCAUUGUUGGUAACCUUAUAAAUGAUUUUAUUAUAUGAAAAUAAAACAAAAUUUGCACAAAUAAUGUUAAAUCCAUUUGUUAUAUAAAUAUAAUUGAUAAAAUUAAAUCUGGUAACGCCGUACGAAAAAAAAGCUGGUAAAAACGUUCGCAAUCGUGCAUCACCCGAAAAAUAUUAUCUUCUAUAAGUAAAUAAUAAUAUUCUUUUAGUAUUUAAUAUCCGACAUCAUAGAUCACGAUUUUUCACGUUGAACCCAUUGACUUUACAACACGUCGUAAUUUGCUCAUAAUAAAAUAUGUACGCUAUAUUAUUAUUAUUGUGCUUAGCGUACCGAAAAUGUCAGACCGAAGACUUCCGGUGUGAGGUGAACGGUCCGGGCAGUGGUCCAUGUCUGCCCAAGUCCAAACGAUGCGAUGGUUAUUAUGACUGUCGCAAUCACAAAGACGAGGAAAACUGCAUGCCAGCCAUCAACGUAUCUUGUCCAUUGGACAAAUUCCGGUGUGCAAACGGACAAAAGUGUAUCGACCCGAAAUUGAAAUGUGACCAUCAAAACAAUUGCGGUGAUAACAGUGACGAGGAAGCCUGCAGUGAGUCUACAACGAUGAUGUUAUUUAAUAUUAUCGAUUUUUCUAAUUGAUCAAUGUACGUAAUUUUGUUAUUUUCCCAAGAUUUCGCCGCUUGUCACGUGGGUCAGUUUCGGUGCAGCAACGGUCUUUGCAUUCCGUUAAACUACCAAUGCGACGGGUACGCAGAUUGUCAGGAUGGCACCGAUGAAGUAAAUUGUACCGCUUUGGCUUGCCCGGGCAAAUACCUAUGUCCACAGGGGGGACCAAACAAACGGCCAAAGUGUAUAAAUAAGUCGCAAUUGUGUGACGGCCAUAAAGAUUGUGAGGAUAACGCCGACGAAGAAGCUGCGUGUUGUAAGUAUGAACAAUUAAUAAAAUUGUCAUCAUAAUUUUACAUAAGGUUCGAUGAGUUUGAAAAGGCUUAGUUGUAGGCAAAAGAUAACGGAGAAAUUCUGUUUGUAGAAUGUUAAUUCUAUUCUAUUAUAGUUUGUAGAAUGAGUUGUGACUGGAUGAAUAAUAAAAGGAAAGUUGUUUAAACUGUAAGACCGGCAAUGAUUUAAGAGUUUAAGUGUUGGACAUUUGAAUAAAUCAAAAAACCCAAAAAAGUGGGAAGUAGCAUAAAUGAGACUUUUAAGGUAGAUGUGCGUGGUUUAACCAGGUUUAAUAGGAUUAGGAUUUAAAUUUAAAAAAAAUGAGAGCUUUUGAAUUGUGACGGAUACAAGAGUAGCCGACCCCACUUGCGUGUGAUAAAGGCGAAGGAAUGAAAAUAAAAGUAUCAUCAUAUUUAACGCGAGAGAAAAUUAAUUUGUAUUUUGGUUUUACAGCGACGUUAAGUUGUCCGGCGUUAGGUUGCGAACACAAGUGUCAGGCUUCACCAACCGGUGGCGCGUGUUAUUGUCCCGACGGACGGAAAAUCGCCAACGAUUCAAAAACGUGUGUCGGUUAGUAAAUAAAUAAUGAUAGUUACGUAUUUGAUGGUCCGUGCGAUAUGUGAUGCUAAUAUUUUAAUCGUGUAUUUUAGAUCGUGACGAAUGCGCUGAGUGGGGAUUCUGUGAACAACAGUGCACAAAUACCGAAGGAUCGUACGUCUGCACUUGUUAUCCCGGAUACGAACUGAUAGAGAAGAAAAAGUGCGUGGCCAGCAAUCGGACUCAAUCGUUUCAAAUCUACUUUGCUCAAGACAGAAACCUCAUGAAAAUGGACUCGAAAUACCAAAAUCAAGUGGUCGUCACCAACGCAACGUCUGCUAGUGGCAUGGACUUUCAUUAUGCGCUCAACACGCUGUUCUGGUCCGAUUUGAAAUUGAAAAAAAUCAAAUUGAUGCAACUGUUGGACACAAAAAAAUUUAUCCGUGACGGAAACGCGUUGCCUACUGAAAUCACGUUGCCCGGCAUGUGGGAACCGAUAUCGAUCGCGGUGGACUGGAUAGGAAACAAACUGUACGUGGUGGACGGGGUGGGCCAGAAAAUAGAUAUGUUUGAGCUAAACGGCCGGUUUCACGCUAUCGUAUUAAGCAGCAACUUGACUAAUCCAUCAGAUAUCGCGCUAGAUCCGACCCAAGGUUAUAUGUUCAUAGCCGACGGUAAUCAGCUGAUUCGGGCCAACAUGGAUGGUAGCGAUACCAAAGCCAUCGUCACUGAUGCUGUGUACAAAGCUUCUGGGGUUUCCGUGGAUAUUCUCGACGAACGACUGUAUUGGUGUGACUCGCUGUUGGAUUAUAUCGAAACCGUGGACUACGACGGUAAUGACAGACAUUUGAUAUUGCGGGGACCUCAAGUACCAUCGCCGUCGCGGCUCACCGUAUUCGAGAACAGGGUGUAUUGGUCAGACGGUACUAAACAGGGCAUAUUGAGUGUCAACAAGUACGACCCCACUACCGUUUCGUCCGUAUACAAAAAUCGAGACAUCAAGGAUCCAAAAUCUGUAAAAGUUGUUCAUUCGUUAGUGCAAAGAGAAGGUAAGCGAAAUUUUACUGUUGAUAAAAAUAACCCAACCAAUGAAUUAUGUGUAAAAGCAACGAAAUAAGUUUUAUUAUACUAAAUCAAAAAAAAAAUGUUAGGUGUUAAUAGUUUUUAACGGAUUUUUAUGUUUCACGCAGUACCGUCGCCUUGUGCCAUUCAUAAUGCCGGUUGUCAACAUAUGUGCGUUGUGUCUAGGAGUAGUGACAAUUCGUUGGCGUAUAGGUGUGCUUGCAAUAUGGGUUACCAACUCGCGAAUGACUUACACAAUUGCAUCGGUGAGUGUUAAUAUUAUAAUAUAAAUGUGUGUGUAUAUAUGUGUUUUCUUAAUUAUUACUUAAUUGUAUGGUAAUGGAAAAUGGUUUUUUAUAUUUUGUUUGUUUGUUUGUUAGUGGUCGACGAUUUUUUAUUGUACUCGCAACAGAGAUUCAUCAAAGGUAAGGUGUUAAACAAAGUUUCACAAGGGUUCAGCGACGCCAUACUACCGGUAUCGUCGAGAAGAGCCAGGUUCGUGGGGCUGGAUUUUGACGCUCGCGACAAUUACAUUUACUACUCAGACGUUCUUCAGGACGUUAUAUACAGAAUACAUAAAAAUGGAACUGGUAAGUGAUUUACCGCGCGGGUUAAUUACUUAUGCCAAACGCGUAUUAUAGUAAGAGCACACCCUGAAUGACUACGGAAAUUAAUAUUUUCAGGCCGAGAAAUCGUUUUGGCGUCGCAAAACGAGGGCGUGGAAGGACUGGCCGUCGACUGGGUGGCCAAGAAUCUGUAUUAUAUCGACAGUAGAAAAGGAACGUUAAACGUGUUGAGCACCCGGAACGUUACCAACAAAAGAGUGCUGCUGAAGAACAUGAAAAGACCCAGAGCAAUUGUCGUACAUCCUAAUAAAGGGUAAGUGCUUUUACAUGGAUAUGUUGUUGAUGGAUUUAUUGCAGUAUGACUAAUGAUCAUUGACCAUUUACAUUUUCAGAUUUAUAUUUUUCUCCGAAUGGGAUCGGCCCGCCAACAUUAGCCGUGCUUAUACUGACGGUUCGAAUUUAAUCGUGUUCCGUAAUAUCACUUUGGGUUGGCCCAACGGUCUGGCCGUUGAUUUUACGUCGGACCGACUCUAUUGGUGUGACGCGUUACUGGACCACGUUCAACAUUCUAAUUUGGACGGCACGGACGUAAAAACUAUCAAUUCUACAUUGAUCAAACAUCCGUUCUCGAUAGUCACACAUCUCGGUAAAAUUUACUAAAUACUUGUUUCUUCUUUUUCUUCUCUUUUCGUUGCUGUUCUCGAUUUUUAACGGCCAUCAUCAUAUAAUUUUGUUUUUCACGGAAUUUCCAUUCAAAGACUGCUCUUAGUGGUUUCUUUUCUUUUCUGAGCAUAGUAAUAUUUUCUGACUAAAGUGAUAAUCACUCAAAUAAUUCAUAAUUUGUGCACAGAUUACAUAAAUAUAUUUAUUGUGAUCUCAUUCAAAUAUAGAUUGGAUGUACAUUACGGAUUGGCGACUGGACGCCAUAAUUAAAAUUCAUAAGUUGACUGGUGUAGUGUCUAACAUAGAAGUACGAGAACCACAAAAUAACCGUUUGUACGGCGUGAAAAUAUACAGCGAACAAGAACAAAAAAUUGAUUACUCGCAUCCUUGUUCGAGCCUCAAAAACUAUGGGGAUUGUGAAAAAUUAUGUUUUGCGAUCCCGUCCAAUACGUCAGUAACGCUCAAAACUCAAUGCGGAUGUCCGUACGGUGAGAAGAUCGACACAGACGGAAAAACGUGCGUGCUCGACCCCAACGCUGAGCCUCCGGUGACGGCUUGCCCGAACACGUGGGACUUUACUUGUAACAAUAUGCGUUGCAUACCAAAAGCUUGGGUGUGCGACGGUGAUGACGACUGUCUAGACAAUUCCGACGAAGAACAAAAUUGCACAAGUAAUGUUCACGUGAGAUUGAAAUCCAACCGGAUCUAAUCAAAAACCUUUUUAUUCUUCGGUUACAGAACCGACUUGUGCUCCGGGCGAAUGGCAAUGCAGUUCGGGCCGUUGUGUGCCGGGCACGUUCAAAUGUGACGGCGAAAACGAUUGUGGCGAUUACAGCGACGAAACCGGCUGCACGAACGUAACGUGCUCUGCGACACAAUUUCUGUGUGAAAACGGCCGUUGCAUUCCGUCUACGUGGAAAUGUGAUUCGGAAAACGAUUGCGGAGACGGUUCGGACGAGGGAGAUUUUUGCGCAGAAAAAACUUGUGCAUAUUUCCAAGUAAUUUUUUAUGUUUUAUUUAUUUAUUUCAGCAUAAUUCAGUUAUAAUACAAUAAUAACAAUAAUAAUAAGAGUUGAUACAUAUACCAACUGAGCUAAGCUCGUAUCUAGUAUACGAAGUUCCUAGAUAAAUAUAAUAAUAUACAGGGUGAUUCACUCGCCCCAUUUGUUAGGUUAAAUUUUGCAUACACCAUGCAUUCCGUUUAAUGUGGCCACCGAUUAAUGCGGACAGCCGCCUAAUAUGUGCACAAUGGUCUAGUCCUAAUUUAUAACGAUACAUAUUUCGGUUAAAACGGGCAACCGCUUAAUGUAGGCGUAUGUAACUGGUCUCAACGUGCCCACAUUAAGCGAAAUCCACUAUAUCCAAAUUCUAAUUUUUUGAAUUUUUAAGUGUAGUCAAAGUCGAUAUUUUCGAAUAUUUAGAUUUUUCAUAAAAUUUAAGGAGUAUCCUUUGGUGUUACCAAAUUUGGUUUUUCUAAUGAGAACCUAUAUUAAAAAUUCCGCAAAUAUAUGGAGUAUUACUUUAAAUACAUUUUGGUGUUUAAAUUUUUAAUUUCCAUCAACAUGUUGAUGAGAUAUUUCAAUUUUAAAAUUCACUAAAAAAAUGGGGUGAAUACACUUAGUGAAUCAUCCUAUAUAUAAUAUUUUUAUAUAAUUGAAAAGUUGCCAUAAUUUUCUAGAUAUACAACAGUAUUGAUUAAAUUAUAUUUCUAAUAUUAACAUCUAUGUUUCCUUAAUUAUUUCUAUUUACACAUUUCGACAUUUUAUAAUUUGAUUGAUACAUUUGAUUCUCAUAAGGUCAUAAACUAUUUUGCCAAAUAUUUUUUGUAUAAAAUUGGUAUUAAUUACAUAAUUGGUUUUAUUAGAUUGAAUUCCAUAUAAACUUUUUAUUAGACUCUUUACAUAAUUUUCCAAAUCGUUGAAUAUAGUUUUUACCGUGUAAUCGGGGGAACUUCUUGAACUAAUUAAUGCUGUGUAAUGUGGUUUUAUGUACUUUUCUGUUCUUCUAUCUAUUAUUUCUAUAUAAUUGAGUUGGUGCCUUUGUAUGGAUUUUAUAAGAAUUUGUUUAGUUAUAAUACGUCUUAGUCUUGGCCUUUCGAUUAGUCUGACGUUUUUUUGUGUAUUUUUGUUUCAGUUUACUUGUCCUCGAUCAGGGCAUUGUAUUCCUCAGACGUGGGUGUGUGAUGGUGACAAUGAUUGUUUCGACAACCAAGACGAAGAAGGUUGCCCGCCAAUCACUUGUUCGCCAACACAGUUCAAAUGCGCUGACCUUAGACAGUGUAUACAAGAAACUUACAAGUGUGACGGUAUAUUGGAUUGCAAUGACGGCAGCGAUGAACUCGGUUGUCGUAAGUGUAAACUUAUAGUUAAUACAGUUAAUACAAAUAAUUAAAUUCACGUAGUAACAUACACUAUACAAAUAUUAUGAAUUGUUUAAUAUUAUAGUCUAUUCAUAUUUUGAUGGAAUGUUUUAGUGCUAAAUAGUGCUAAGUGAUGGAAAAAAACAUUCCACAAAUGAUUUUUCUAUCACAUUUCAUUUUUCUUUGUCAUAUUAUUUCUAUUUAUUUCGUUCGCUUUUUCCACAGUGAGGUUAUUAAUUUUUUUUUUUUUAAAAAAAAACAUCUCAAAGUUGUUCACGGAUUAUUGAAAUCCAAAUCAAAUUCAAAUAAAUAAUUACUAAAAAAAUAAUAUUAAUUUUGUCGUAAUUGUAUUUGAUAAUUUAGCAACGUUGGCACCUAAUCAGUGCGAUACAGAAAAACAAUUCCGUUGUGAAAAAUCUGGAAUUUGCAUACCGAAAACUUGGUAUUGUGACGGAACGGCUGAUUGCGAUGACGAUUCAGACGAACCGAAAACUUGUGGAGUAGUUUCAUGUCAGUCGAAUUAUUUCAAAUGUAAUAAUUCGCAGUGUAUUUUCAAAUCGUAUGUUUGUGACGGCAAAGACGAUUGCGGGGACGGUUCCGACGAAGAUUAUAGGCUCGCUUGUACAGCACCACCAUUCAAGUUUGUUUAUUUAUAUUUAUUUAUUUAUUUUAGACUGUUCGCAGUUGAAGGAAAUAAUAUUAUGUAAUUAUAAUUUGAUUACAUUAUUCGUACAGAUGUAUGCCAGGCGAAUGGCAAUGUCCCAACGCGACAAACCGUUGUAUCAACAUAACAAAUAUUUGCGAUGGGGUAUUCAAUUGUCCGAACGGUGCCGACGAAGGACCGAAUUGCGAUCUCCCAGAAUGUGAUAAAGAGGGAAAUUACUGUUCGAACGGAUGUAAACAAACUCCAGUAGUAAGUUAGUUUAGAUUGCAUAGCUAAUAAAACAUUUUACCGCCUUCUAGUUUAUAGUAAAAUAAAACAAAUUAUAGGGACCGCUGUGCACGUGUCCUCGUGGUGAAAUUUUAAACACUACGUACGAAUGUAUGGAUCUAAACGAGUGUGACCCACCCGGUCUUUGUUCGCAACAUUGUACGAAUACUAAAGGAAGUUAUUUCUGUGGUUGUGUUCCGGGCUAUGUUUUGGAACCCGAUAAACACACUUGCAAAGCCUUAAGUAAGAUACUAUAUUGUACCUUUAUUUUUAAUGAUAAUAUUUUAUCUUAAUCGGACAUGAAAUUAUACAAAUUAUUAUAUGUAUAUUUUUAUUUUUGUUGUAGAUCAUAGCGCAGCAUUUCUAAUAAUUUCUAACCGCCAUUCAAUAUUGGUAGCCGAUCUCAAAGAACAAGGUCUUGAACGGGUCCCGAUCAUAGUGGAAAACGUAGUAGCGACCGCAUCAAACAUGCACACGGGCACAAUAUUCUGGUCGGACAUGAAACUGAAAAAGAUAUCGAGGUUGGACAAAAGCAGUGAACCAAAAGAUGUUAGUGAAUAUUACACUCAAACUAAUACAAAUUUAAAAAUGAUAUAUAUAAUACAAUAAUGCAAUAAAUUAUGAUUUUAGAUUAUUACAUCUGGAUUAGAUUUAGUAGAAGGUUUAGCCUACGAUUGGGUUGGAGGACAUAUUUAUUGGUUAGAUUCCCGACUAAAUACAGUUGAAGUGGCCAAUGAAAACGGGACGAAUCGUAUUAUUCUACUGAAGGAAAAUAUAACCCAACCGAGAGGAAUGAUGUUAGAUCCGAGUCCAGGGUAAGAUUGAAAAUAUUUUUAGCUAGUUGUUAAAUCGUAAUCAAAAUAUUUAAAUAUUUUGUAAAAAUUGUAUUAUUAUGUAGCGCACGAUGGCUAUUUUGGACUGAUUGGGGAGAAAAUCCAAGAAUCGAACGUGUUGGUAUGGACGGUACUAAUCGUUCCGUUAUCAUAAGCACAAAGAUUUAUUGGCCUAACGGUUUGACGUUGGACAUUGUCAACCAACGUGUGUAUUUUGCCGAUUCCAAACUUGACUUUAUUGACUUUUGUUAUUAUAACGGAACCGGCCGUCAACAAGUUAUCGCCGGAAGUCACUAUUUGCUUCAUCCGCAUUCACUUACUCUCUUUGAAGACACACUUUAUUGGACCGAUCGACAGUUAAACAGAGUAAUGAACAGAAUAAUUAUUUUUCGUUGAUUAAAGGCAUAUUAUUAUUUAUUCAUAUAUAUAUAUAUGUGUGUAUAUUUUGUAAUUUUAUCAAUAGGUAUUAUCCGCUCAUAAAUUUAAGGGGAAAAAUCAAACUGUCGUUUCUCAUUUGAUUUCACAACCUUUAAGCAUUCACGUACACCACCCGUCUUUACAACCAAUAACGCCAAACCCGUGCGAAAAAGCUACCUGCACACAACUCUGUUUACUAUCGCCUUCCUCACCUAACGGGUAUACGUGUAAAUGUAAACCGGGAUACAUAAUCGGCGUUCUCGGAGAAUGCAUCGAAAGUAAUUUAUUUUAUUUAUUAAUUUAAAUUACUAUUCGUAUGUACUUAAUCAAUACAUUUUUUUCCAGGCGUGUCACCGUUUUUGCUAGUCAUGAGGGGUUAUCAAAUAAUCGACGUGAGUCUGACGCCCGGAGACAAAACUACCGGACACAUUGUUCCUAUUGUCGGUAUUGAAGGAGGUACCCAAGUCGAUUACGAUAACGAAUCUAAAUCCUUAUAUUGGGUCGAAGGGUUGAAAGUGAACGAAGAAGACGAAAGUAUCAAUAGUGUUAAUGUUAGUACAAUUUUAUUAUUGUUUUAUUUUGUUUUUUUUUUUUUUAUGAAUAUCACAUUCAAUUAUGUUUUUGUGAUUUCAUAGUGUACGUUAAUGAAGUCUCCAUACCAUGGAGGAAACAAGUCAUCUUUGUUGGGUGAACUUACUGGCUUUGUGGGUGCACCGUACGUUAUUGCUUUUGAUUGGAACGGUCGAAACUUGUAUAUUGGAAAUCGAGAAUCUUCAAGUCUGGAAGUAGUUAAAGUUGAUGGUACUAACAAAUACAGGAUGGUAUUAUUAUCGAACAAUGGCAAGGAUAUAUCAGUGGCCACACCGAUCGGAAUUGUUUUAGAUCCUAGUGAAGGGUAGGUUUUUAAAUAGAUUUCAUAAUAUUAUACAUACAGUGUAAUUAUACAUAGUUUUAUUAUUUUAGUAAACUCUAUUGGGCCGACCAAGGAGGUUUUGGAGUUCCGCCUAAGAUAGGUAAAAUCAAUAUGGACGGAUCUAAUCCUACUGUGUUAAUCAAUGACGGUUAUACACCCGAAUCGAUAGCGAUUGACUUAGACCAGAAAAAUAUUUAUUACAGUACUCAGUACCCCAGCAGUGUAAAUAAAAUCAAGUUUUUAUAUUCUUAACAGAUGUUGACCAAAUAUAUAUAUUUCUUUUUAUUUUAGAUAAAAGUGAUGAAUGUAAACGGUAUGAAUCACAGGACAUUAAUGACCGAUCACAAUAGUAUUGCUUUCCCGAAAUCGAUGGGUGUUUACGAUCGAUUUUUGUACUUCAUCGACUCUAGAUACGAUCAUCUUGUGAGAGUCAAAGCCGAAGACGGUUCUGGCAUGGAAAAAAUUAUAGAAAAUGAUCCGGAUCUCAAAUCGUUGACCGUCUUUUCACAUAAAUCUAGUAAGUUUUCAUAUAAAUAUUGUGUUGAGACAAUUCUAAAUUUAAAAAUUUAAAUAAAAAUAUUUUAGACGAAAAUCAUCCGUGUGCUGUAACCAUAAACGGCGGGUGCCAACAGUUUUGUAUUCCUAGCGAAAACGGAAAUCGAGUGUGCGCUUGUUCUGUGGGAUACAAAAAAGAACUAGAUAUUAAAUGUACACCACAUACAUCAUUUGCAGUCGUUUCUCAAGUGGACUUGGUCAGAGGAUACAGUCUUAGCGACACGCUCGACGCAAUCGUUCCUAUAUCGGGACCAGGUAAAUAAUCAAUAAUCUGAAUACUUGUUUAGUUUAUAGACUUACGUUGGAUUUGAAAAUAUUUAGGACAUCAUAUUUUACACGUGGACGUUCACGUGGCACAAAAUUGGAUAUAUUGGGUGGAAUUCAACCGCGGAGUAUGGAACGGUAUUUACAGGAUAAGACCCAACGGUACGGAGCUUCAACAUAUUAUCAAAGACGGUAUUGGUUCCAACGGUAUACGGGGUUUGACGAUCGAUUGGAUUGCCGGAAACAUGUACUUUACAAACGUGUUUCCUCACGAAAAUUAUGUCGAGGUUUGUUGGCUGGACGGUUCCAUGCGUAAAGUUCUCGUUAAAACAACAACAGACGCGCCGAAAGAACUAGCGGUCAAUCCGGUCAAACGUUUGUUGUACUGGAUAGACUACGGACAGUACCCAAAAAUCGGUAAAGCGUAUUUGGAUGGAACCAAUUGGAUGCCAAUCGUAACGACUGGAAUAAGUCAGCCCAGAGACUUAACCGUCGAUAUGAUUACGCAUGACGUAUACUGGGUGGAUGCCAGAUUAGAUUUAAUUCAAAAAAUAUCGGCUAGCGGCGGGGAAAGACAAGUAAGCCGUGAAGAAUUUUCGAUGUCAACAUUUUGUGUUUCAACUCUUUAUUUUAUUUUGUUUAGGUCGUACGAAGAAACACGCCGAAUCCAAUGGGCCUCGCUAUACAUUUGAGCGACAUGUAUUGGGUGGAUAGAAAUUUAAAAACCGUGUUCAAAGCAUCAAAAUUACCAGGAAACAAUUCUAUGCCAACACCAAUUAGAACAGGGCUCCCAAGAUUACGCGAUAUAGCGAUAUUUGAUGUUAACACUCAACCUUCGGACGAUUUAAAUUCGUGUUCCCGAUUUGGCAACGGAGGAUGUGACCAACUGUGUUUCUCGUUCCCACCAUCUGUCUCGACCAACAAAUUCUUGUUCCGUUGCGAUUGCGCUACCGGAUCUAUAACGGUCGGCACGGGUACUAAAUGUGACACUGUAUCCGAAUACUUGGUGUUCGCUACAAGAACCGAAAUUAGAUCGGCAAGUUUGGAUCCUUUGUCGACCAUACUGCCAUUCAAGCCAGUAGUACGUAUUUUAAUAAUUCACUAUUAUAGUAAAUAAUUUAUGGAAAAUAAUGUGCGGACUUUUCUAGGGUAAUUUGUCAAACGUGGUCGGUCUGGAUUUCGAUUACGCUGACAAUAAGUUGUUCUUCACACAAAUACGACCAAUGUCCCAGAUAUCAUCAGUGUCGAGUAAUUCACCGAGUAAUAGUCAAAUAAAGACGAUAUUAGGCCGUAGAAUCAACCCGGAAGGAAUUUCAUACGAUUGGACACAAAAAAAAAUUUAUUGGACGGAUUCAUCCAAUAAUUCCAUUUACGCCAUGAAUAUAGAUGGUACCGAAGUAGUAAUGAUAGCUAGAGUUGAAAGACCCAGAGCUAUUGUCGUUGAUCCUUGCAAUGGGUUAGUAGCCAUAUUUUACGUUGAUUUUUUAUAAUAAAGUUAAUUGUUGUUUUCCUAUGAUUAUUUUGUUUAAUUGCUAAAAUAAUUUUUGGUCACUUCAUUUGUUUAUCUAGGACUUUGUACUUUACCGACUGGGGAAGAUUUGGCACUGCCGGCAAGAUUUUCAGAACCACGAUGGCCGGUUCUUUAAAAAAAGCCAUUAUUGACAGAGAAUUGUCGCAACCCAGUGGAUUAACGAUCGAUUUCGAUGAUCAGAUGUUAUACUGGUCGGACGCGGUUAGGGAAAAAAUCGAAAGGUCUAUGCUGGACGGAAGCAACCGAGAAGUGUUGAUAACGGCCACUAUAUACCCGUUCGCGUUAACUGUACAUGGAAAUUAUAUAUACUGGACCGAUCUCCAAUUGAGGGGCGUUUACAGGGCCGAAAAACAUACGGGUGCCAAUAUGAUAGAAAUCGUCAAGAGAUUAGACGAUUCACCCAGAGACAUCGCGAUAUACUCUAAAGAAAGACAAAAAUGUUCGGUGAACCCCUGUUCGAUUAGUAACGGCGGAUGCGCUCAGAGUUGUCAUCCCGGACCCAAUGCCACAGCCGAAUGUAAGUGUGACGAUAACUCGAAACUCGUAAACGAAGGUCGUAUGUGCGUCAACAAGAACAUCACCUGCGAGAAUAAUAAAUUCCACUGUCGAAACGGCAAAUGCAUAUCGCGAAUGUGGUCGUGCGACGGUGACGACGAUUGCGGUGACAACAGCGACGAAGACGUUAAUUACUGCGGUGUGUAUAAUAUUCUACCAUAGCAAUUAUUUUAUAACGGUUUUCAAAAUAGUUAUAAUUAAUGGGAAUUUUAAACGUUAUUUUUUUUUAUAAUACUCACCUAUUUAUAUUUAUAGUUUAAUUAAAACAAUUUGUCGUGUUUUAUUUUUUAUAGCCUACCAUGCAUGUAGUACAAACGAGUUCCGAUGCGCCAACGGACGGUGUAUAUUCAAAACUUGGAAGUGUGACCACGAGAACGACUGCAAAGACGGAUCCGACGAAGUCGGAUGUGUUUAUCCCCCGUGCGCAGACGGAGAAUUUACGUGCGCCAAUUUCAGAUGUAUCGCCAUGUCACAAGUAAGUUGAUAUUUGUAUUUUUAACAAAUAAUAACAGUAUCUAAUAUAUUACGAUAUAUUACAACAUACAAUGCGGCAGUGACGCCGAAUACGCUGCAAAGACGUGACAGCAGUCACACUAUUUUUUUAAGAAUGUGCGAUAGGGGUUGUAGGUGAUGACACUGUGUAGACGUGUAGCUGUGAAUAGGUAUCGUUUUGUUUUAUGAACGAUGUUUCGUUAUUGAUCUAUGAUAUUUAACAAGUACCUAUAUAAAAUAAUAAAAUAUUUGGGUAUUUUUUUUUUUGCCAAUAAAUGGAAAUAUCAAACAUGGAUAAAUAUUUAUCUGAAGAUUUAGGAUUUGCUAUUGGUUUUUACAUAAAAAUGACAAAUAUUUAGCAACUAUAUUAAUAUACAGUGCCUAAUAUUUAUUUGCUACGUUGAAUCUGAUUUCCACGCCAAAAAGUGGUUUGUUAUCUAAUAAUAUUACAAUAAAGGUUCUUAUUAAUUAUAAGGUUAUAUAAAACAUAAUGUGUUUUUUUCGGACAAAUAUUAUAAUAUCCUUAAAUUAUUGAUUUAGAUGGUUACCCAAUUAUUUAUAUUUGUGAAUUUUGCCGCCAUAAGGAUGUCAAUUAAUGCUUAUUAGUUAUUAUCGAAAUUGUAUCAUUAAUUUUUGUCAAAUGGUUUAGUUUUCAUUAUGGCAUUUUAAAUUAGGCAAAAUAUCAAAUAAUAAUAGUACAAAUUAAUUAAUAUUUUCAUGUGACACUUUAUCGGUCUUUCGACUGGUUGUAGAAAAAAGUAUUUAUUAGUAUUUAAUACUCUUGACAUGAAUAAAUAUAGAUUCACUCUGGUGGCUAAAUUCGUCAAUAUAGAAACAUUAGAAACGUAAACAUCUCAGAAUUCGGAUGUAACACUAACACGACUAAAAUAUAACGGAAAUGGAAUAUUGUCGAAUUCUAAACGAACUGUAUAACAUUUUUAAUUCUAGGUAUGCAACGGCGUAAACGAUUGUAAAGACAAUUCGACUUCGGACGAAACUCACGACCGGUGCCCAAAGAAUAUAACGUGUCCGGCAAACCAUUUGAAAUGCGAAAAGACGAAUAUAUGCGUGGAACCUUAUUGGUUGUGCGAUGGCGACAACGACUGCGGUGAUAAUAGCGACGAAGACGCGAUACAUUGUUCCCAGAGAACGUGCCCGACUAACAGUUUCAGAUGUCCCAACCACAGAUGUAUACCGGCCACUUGGUAUUGCGACGGAGACGACGAUUGUGGCGACGGGUCAGACGAACCGCCGGAGUACUGUAAAUCGGAAGGACGGACAUGUUUCGGCGACCUCUUCACGUGCGACAACGGAAAUUGCAUACCCAGGAUUUACAUCUGCGACGGUGACAACGAUUGUUUGGACAAUUCCGACGAAGAUUCAAGACACCAGUGCAGUAAGUACAUAAAUAUAGAGGUAUAUAAAUCAUUGGCUGCAUCCGAGUUAGGCCUCGAAUUCUAAUAGUUUUGAUCGAUAGUGCACUAGUUGGAUCCCAAUGAAUUUUGAGCACUACGCUAGUUGGGUCCCGGCUUUCGGUACUUAGGUAAUAUACUAGUUGAGUCAUGAUGUUUAAUAGCAAUACAUAACAUUUUCCUUCCUAUUUUUACAGAUUGAGGAGUUAGGAUCUAUAGUUCCAGCGAUUUUGUUUUCUGUUAUAUUAUCCAUUAUACAUUUUUAUUUUUUGUAAAAACCGGUCUCCCAAUUUUUUUUUCUGAACUUCUUAUUUUAUUACAAGUUUUUAUUUGAGUAAUUUUUAAAACUUCUAUAAACUGGAAGAUAUUUUGGAUGAAUAUUUUGUUUUAUUUUUCCAAACAUCCAAACUAUUAUUGUUGGUAUUUCUAGACGACUAGUAGGUAUAACUACCUAUUAAGCCGGUCCCACACGACUCGUGUACUCGGCGUAUAAUCUACAAUCGUGAUGCUUUAUGAGUCGUGUAGUAGGUGUUCCAUCGUCAAGUAUGGCGAUUAUUUUCACUUAAAGGAAUUAUAAAUAAUCACGAUUAUUUAUUAUCGUAAUCGUGGAAUUUCCUACGCGACUCGUUCUUGCUCGCCAUUCGCGCUGGUAGCGACGAUAGCGACAAAAUAUAGUAAAUCAGUAAAUAAUUAUUUUUGUCCGAGUAUCCGAGUCGUGUAAUCGGCGAAUAUUCGACAAUCGUACUACUUUGCGAGUCGUGUGUGAGGUAUUUAAUCGUAAAGCACGACGAUUAAUUUUACUCGCCGAGUCACUCGCGGUUUCCCGUCGGUGUCGGAUACACAACACGUAAAUAGUAGUCGCACGUCUUUCCCACACGAAUCGCGCACUUGGCAAUCGGCGCCAAUAUUUAAAUAAUCUUUAAUUAAUAUUAUUUAAUUUUUUAAAAAAAAUUUGUUUAACUAUUUAAAUGUAUAUACCUACUUGCGAAUUGUAUUACUAAAAUUUCAUCGAAAUGGAGUGGUCCAAUGAAAAAACAUUGGAAUUUUUGUCGUGUUUUGAAAAGGAGUCAUUAAUUUGGAAUCCAAAGGACCCAUUGCAUAAAAAUAGAAAUCUCGUUAGUGAUGCCUGGAAAAGGAUUAAAGGUUGAGGUUAGGUGUGACGACACGAGUCGUGUAGGAGCAUUGGCGAUGACGAGCAAAGUAUAUACGAUUGAAAAAUAAUCGGCGAGCACACGAGUCGUGUAGGAGCAACAUAAUUACAAACAUCGCACAUUGUACAAACUUGGCAAGUACACUCGCCGAGUAUACGCUCGCAAAGCACACGGGUCGUGUCGGACCGGCUUAAGAGUAUUGGCGAUGACAAAUAUAGUAUAUACACAAUGAUCGGAUAAUGGUCAACGAGUGCACGAAGAUCGACAAGUGUACAAGUCGUGUAGGACAUAUCGACAUACCGUCAAGUCGAAAUACUCGACGAGCGCCGUAAUUGCGUAUGAUCGCCGGGUACACGAGUCGUGUGUGACCGGCUUUAUACGUAAUAUGUGUAUCGCGGAAUUGCAAACCUUUCUGUUCCCGCAUGUCGAAUUAAAACAUUUUGCUUGGAUUGUCGACUCGAUAAUAUUUUGAUUUUUAUUUGUAUAUUCGCCUUGAAAAUAGUAUAAAGAUCAUAUAGUACCAUUUACCCUUCAGCGCCACUUUAAGUGCUGGGCACGAACUGCAUACAUUUGAAUUUUCGUUUCGUCUUUAAGUCGAUAGAGCGAUAAUUUACAAUGCAUUUGUUAUGUAUUAUUACAGACAACCGAAAGUGUGACGAGUCGACGGAGUUCACGUGUCUAGCGAACAAAGCGUGGAAUCGGGCGCAGUGCAUACCGAAAAAAUGGCUGUGCGACGGAGACCCCGACUGCGUGGACGGCGCGGACGAGAACGCCGCGGCGCUCAACUGUUCGACCGUGGUGAGCUGCAGCGCCGAUCAAUUCACUUGCGGCAACGGACGGUGUAUCAACAAGGGCUGGGUUUGCGACCACGACAACGAUUGCGGCGACGGUACGGACGAGGGCAAGGACUGUCAUUCGCAGUACAAAACGUGUUCGCCGCGGGAGUUCGCCUGUCAAAAUUUCAAGUGCGUCCGGAACACUUACCGGUGCGACAACGAAGAUGACUGUGGUGACAACUCGGACGAGUUCAAUUGCCCCGGCAAGAACGUUACCGUGUGCGGCGCCGAUCAGUUCCGGUGUACCAACGGCCAGUGCAUCAACUCGACACUGGUGUGCAACAAAGUAUCGGAUUGCAAGGACGACAGUGACGAACCGCCACACUGUAACGUUGACGAAUGCGCCAGAGUAGAACUCAACCAGUGCGCACACAAGUGUAUCGACACGCCUACCGGAUUCACUUGCGAAUGCAACGAAGGAUACAAGUGAGUCGCUUCUGUUUUUCAAUUUGUCAAUAUCAUUUUUGUUAUUUUCCUCCGUCCUUGCCUUCAUCCCGACUAUACUUUUAUUCUCAACCUCCACAUCUUCCUAUUCAUAUUUCCCUAUCUAUCACCAUUUCUUAUUCCCUUAUCUACACGUUUAAGUCUAACAUUUUUUUCGUUUGCCUACCUCUUCCCCGGUUUCCAUUUAGACUUAUCUCACCUAUCUUCUUGACUAGAUCUCAUCAUCGUUUUCUCUUUGCAUACCCAUUGUCUACAUUUUCUCUACAUUUGCCCACUAUACCCAUCACUCCUUAUUCCUAUAUUUACUAUAUUUUGCGUAUUAAUUCUAAAUUCUGCCCGACUUAGUUACACCUAGCAUCCAUCUUAACAUUGUCAUUUUCGCAACUUUCAUUUUUAUCUGGAGCAUUUUUCAAUUACUCGUGUCACUCCCUUCCACUUCAUUUAGCCACUUUUCCUCCGUUAUCUCAAACCAUUGAACCUAAAUAUUUGAAUACAGCUUUUCGUUGUCAAAAAUAAAAAAAAUAAAAAAAAUAAUAGUUUAUAAUGAUAUAAUAACGUAUUUAAUUUUGCAGACUAAUGGAAGACGGUAAAGCGUGCGAGGACAUAGACGAAUGUAUGGAAAUGCCAGGAUCGUGUUCGCAAUAUUGUCUGAAUACUCCGGGGUCAUUUUACUGUAAAUGUGACGAAACUUACUACGAUCGUUCCUCCGACGAACGAUCGUGCAAACGACGUGAUAGAAAUAAACCGUGGUUAAUUUUCACAAAUAAGUAUUACGUGCGUAACAUGUCUCUGGACGCAAGCGAGUACUCGCUCAAUCAUCAAGAUCUGUUGAACGUAGUGGCGUUAGAUUUCGAUUAUUCGGAAGAAAAAUUGUAUUUCUGCGAUGUCAGCGCAAAGACUAUAUACAGGACAAAAGUGGGCAGUACAGAUCGCGAGAAAAUUAUCAGACACGACAGUCACGGACUCGAAGGCAUCGCUGUGGAUUGGGUCGGUCGGAAACUAUACUGGUUGGACCGACACAGUAAACAUUUAGAAGUGGCCGAGCUGAACGGUACCAAUAGAAGAACUCUAAAGGCUGGUAUACAAGACCCCAGGGCGAUAGCAGUGCACCCGGGAACCGGUUAUUUGUAUUUCACCAGUUGGCAUCUUCAGGUACGCAAAAAAAAAAAAACAAAAAUUUAUUACAGAACUAAUCAUAAUGGUUAUUUUAAGACGUUUCCGUGGUUUAAAAUUAAAUAUUGAUUUAUAUUUUAGGCCUAUAUCGGUAAAAUCGGAAUGGACGGUACUAAUUUCACGCAGAUAUUGACACAUGAAAACGACAUUGCUUGGCCGAACGCUUUGACCAUUGAUUACUUUACCGAACGUAUUUAUUGGGCCGACGCUCAUUUGGACUACAUUGCUUCAGCGGAUUUGGAGGGCAGACACAAACAUAUCGUACUGUCUGGAGACAGCGUGCCCCACGUGUUUGCACUCACGUUGUUCGACGACGAGUUAUUCUGGACCGAUUGGAAUUUAAAAGCGAUCGUAAAAUCUAAUAAAUUCACAGGUAAACUAUACUUUAAUCAAAUCAAAUAUUGUACUGAAAUAAAUACAAUGUAGCUUUUAUUAAUUAAUUUUCUUUUUCUAUAUAUUUGUAUAUAUAAUACAGGACAUAAUUAUAAAGUGCUCAGAAACACCACUCAUCGUCCGUAUGAUUUACAUGUUUACCACAAUUUAAGGCAAAUACCGUUCGCUAAUCCGUGCGCCGAAGACAACGGUGGAUGUUCUCAUCUAUGUUUGUUGAAACCCGUGCCCGGUGUAGACCCAGCCCCCGACGGUUACUCGGAUACCAAGAGUCCGGUAUCGUUUACUUGUGCUUGUCCCAAUCAAUUUUAUUUGGACCCACGCGACAAUAAAACUUGCAUAGCGAACUGUACCGCAGGACAGCACGAGUGCAAAGACAACGAUCAAAAAUGUAUCCCGUGGUUUUGGAAGUACGUGACAUACGAUUCAUAAUAAUUUGUAAUCAAUCGCGACGAAAAAUAUUAUUUUUAAUCUGUGAUUAUUUUAGAUGUGACGGUGAAAGGGACUGUGCCGACGGAACGGACGAAAUACCGAAUCAAUGCCCGACGAGAUAUUGCCGUGGCGGAGCGUUCCAAUGUGAAAACCGUAAUUGUACGCCGUCGGCUACGAUUUGCGACGGUGUCGACGAUUGUGGAGAUAAUUCGGAUGAAGCUAAUUGUACGUUACCCUGCCCGAGCAUAGAAUUCAAAUGUCGUUCGAAUGGACGGUGUAUAUUGGACUCGUGGAAAUGCGACGGUGAACCCGAUUGCAAAGACGGAAGUGACGAAGACCCUAGCAUAUGCCGUAAGUAGUAUAUUUUUUUUCUAAAAUGUAUAUUCAAUGUGUAAACGUUAGUUUGAUUUUUAAUUACACCUUUAUUAUCAUAGAUAAUAGACCGUGUGAUCCGAAAUCCGAAUUUUCUUGCAAGAACGGUCGUUGUAUACCGAAAUUAUGGGUUUGCGAUUUCGAUAACGAUUGCGGCGACGAUUCGGACGAACCCGCUUACAUGUGCAGACAACGCAAUUGCACUACCGGUUGGCAAAGGUGUCCAGGAAGAACGAAUUACCGGUGUAUACCAAAAUGGUUGUUCUGCGACGGCAAAGACGAUUGUCGCGACGGUUCGGACGAGUUGCCCGAAAACUGUCCAAAAUGCCAUUCGUCUUCCGACUUCCAGUGCAAGAAUAACAGGUGUAUACCGAAAAGAUGGCUUUGCGAUUUCGAAAACGAUUGCGGCGACAACUCCGAUGAGUCCGAGGACUUGUGUAAAGGAUUAUACCGACCAUGUUCGGAAUCCGAAUUCCAGUGUGCCAACGGAAAGUGCAUACCGGGUCAAUGGAGAUGCGAUCACGACGACGACUGCGGAGACAAUUCGGACGAAAUCAACUGCGGUGAAUUCCAUUGUAAAAACGGCACUUUCAAGUGUAAUAGCGGCCAUUGCAUCGCGCAAUAUUUCCGCUGUGACGGCGACAGGGACUGCAGAGAUUUCAGUGACGAAAUCGGCUGUUCUCCUAGGUACCCCGAAGGCCGGUUUUGUCCAAAGUCCAAAUUCGAGUGCAAAACCACUAAGUUGUGUAUAUUCAACUCGGAAAUUUGUGAUGGCGAAGACGAUUGUGGUGAUGGCUCCGACGAAGUGCCCGAACUUUGCUGUAAGUAGAAAUUAUUUCGCUUUUAUUUAUUUGACGAUAUUCACUUCGAUAUCUCUUUAUGAAUAGUUUCUCUGGUGUAUUUUACAAAAAAAAAAAAGGAUUAUUUUACUAUUUUAUAAUAAUUAUUUUGUGCAGCCAAUAUGAGUUGCAAACUCGAUAACAGAUUUUCGUGCGAAAACAAACACUGCAUUCCGAUGUAUCAACGUUGUGACGGUGUGGACAAUUGCGGAGACGGCUCUGACGAAAACGACCUGAGCGUUUGCGGUAUAAUGCAUAACAUUAGACAGUGUGAUCAUUACACCGAAUUCACUUGCGCCAAUCGCGAAUGCGUAAACAAAUCUAAGUUGUGUAAUCUCCAAUAUGACUGCGAAGAUCUUUCGGACGAAAAAGGAUGCCGUAAGAUGAGAAAAUAUUAUUCGAUUAUAGCCGUAGAUUUCUUUUAAAUACUAUACCCAAACGAUCUUGUUUUGUUUUUAGACUAUACCGGCACGUGUUUGGAAUCUAACAAGGGAGGUUGCGAACAUUACUGUUUGAACGUGACGUCGGGUAAAGGAUACAGUUGUGCUUGUUACAACGGAUACGAAAUCAACGCCGAUAAUAGCAAAAAGUGUGAAGGUAAAAUUAGAAAAAAUAAAAAAUAACGCAAGAGUUUUAUUUUUCAAUACACUGCAAUGUCUUUUAAUAUUUAUAGAUUUGGACGAAUGCAAGUUAGGACUCCAUCACUGUUCUCAGGACUGUACCAAUAUAAACGGUUCGUACAUUUGUUCUUGUCGCGACGGUUUCGUAUUGAGCGACUUGUUUAGUGGAGUUUGCAAAGCGAUAGAUCCGUCAUUGACCAUUGUGUACACUAACGGUCCGGAAUUACGGGCGUACGACGCGCCCGAGAGGAAACACUUGUCGAUUCUAAGCAACGAAAAACGUAUAAAUGCUAUUGAUUACGAUCCAAAAUCCGAGAUAAUUUAUUGGGCCGAUACCUACGACCAUUCAAUAAAACGUUCAUACAUGGUGGAAGCUAAAGGCGGACAGGUCAAAGUGGGAUACCCACAAGAUUUGAAAAUUAGUGGGCCGUUUAAACCGGUCGCCGUCGCCAUAGAUUGGAUGGGCGAUAAUCUUUAUUGGGCAGCAGUAAACGUGUCGAAAGAGGGAAAAUCCACGGGUCGAAUAAUGGUCGCCAAACAAGACGGACGGUACAGACGAUCGAUUAUCAGUACCGGUAAAUAAACGAAAAAAAAAACCCGUCGACGAUUAAUAUAGUAAGGCGCACCUUAUUAUUACCUAAUUAUUAUUUGUUUUAGAUCUGGAGAAUCCUUCUUCCAUAGUUUUGGAUCCUGAAAUGGGUAAAAUGUUCUGGGCCGAUGUCGGUGAAAAUCCGAAAAUCGAAAUGUCUUGGAUGGACGGUUCUAGGCGAACGUCAUUGGUUACUACUAGGCUUCAUCACCCUACGGGACUAACAAUAGACACGGCUAUGGACCACGCCCUGUAUUGGGUGGACACCAAGCUCAAUGUUAUUGAAUCCAUCAAGUACGAUCAAAGGAAUCGAAACGUCGUGAUACGUGGAGGUGAGUGUUGUAAUACAAUUUUUUUUUUUUUAAUACUUUGAAUUCUGAGUGUAGCAAAGAAGCGAUUAGUUUUAUUAAAAUGUGUUUUUUUUUUUUUUCGGAAAACACUUUUACGAUUAGUAAAAAUGCUCCAAAUGUUCAACGAUAGUUUAUUCUAAAAAUGUUUCGAAUUUCCCUAUAAAAUUCCCCCGUUUGUUUAAAAUUCAUAUAAAUCCGGAAUACUACUGCUACUAUAACAAUUUAUUUUCCAUUAAUAGAAAUAUAAUACAUUUUUGGUUUUAUAAAAACGCCAAAGCUUGUUCUAUACAAGGUUCAUUAUUGAUUGUUCUCAGUGAUAAAAAAAAUCAAGCAUUUUAAGUUAAAAUAUAUUGUACAAUUCUUUUAAAACAUAAACAACUUUGCAUUUGUUGUAUAGUUACAAAUAAUAGGUAAUACAGUUUUCAAUUUAUAUUAUUUAACAAAAAAAAUAUUUAACCAAACUCCGCUCAGAAUCGCUUUUCGUUUACAACGAUUUAUUGAUGUAUUGCAGAACGAUUACAUCAUCCCGUUUCGUUGGACCUGUUUGAAAACCAAUUGUACUGGUUGUCUAGAGAAACCGGUGAGUUAAUAAAGCAAGACAAAUACGGUCGCGGCGUUCCGGUCACCAUCGCAAAGGACCUGGUAAAUCCGUCCGGCGUCAAGGGUGAGUUACUGGUGGAAACAAUAUCCUUUACGUUAAUCGUACAGUAACAAUAUUAUUACAAUUUUUUUUUUUUUUUUUUAUUCGUUAUCUAUUAGUUUACCAUGUACAGAGGUACAAUUUCACCAUAAAGAACAUGUGUGAAACGGCCGGAUGCUCUCAUCUUUGUCUACUGGUACCAGGAGGUGUGUAUUGUGCAUGCCCGGAUAUGACUCACGUCCAACAAGGCGUAAGCGAAAAAAUUUGUGAUGCAGGUAAAUAACAUAUCGCCGUAAGCGCGUAAUUCGAUCUUACGUUGGUUUUUUUUUUUCAAAUCAUUAGCCGAAGAACCCCCGAUACCAGAACCGCGAAUUUGCCCUUGCCAAAACGGAGGCGUUUGCGUAGAAGAUGUCAUCGGCUCGGAACUUAACUGUUUGUGCCAAGCAGACUUUACCGGUCGUGUAUGCGACAUCCAUUCCACGCACACCAGGCGAACGAGUCUUUUUAGUUCUAUGCUCGUUAUUCCGAUGACCGGAUUACUGCUAUUGUUGGUCGCCGGAGCUAUUUUCCUUUUCAUCAACAAGCGGCCUUUGUGCGUAUAAACAAUUUUUUUUUUUUUUUAGUGGGAGAGAAGUUAAAUCUUCAAAAAAAGAUUACGUAUUUGCACAGGGUUUAUUUUUAUAAAUUAUUUAUUGCAGUGGAAAAGGGGCGGUACUCAGUGGCUUGACGAACUCGCAGAGUGUAUCGUUCAGACAAGGGACGAACGUGGAAUUUGGCACGAACGCGUUUAACAACGGCCCGGGACGAGGGGUAAGUGAAAAAGAAUAUACAAAAACAAAAAAAUCCUAGUAUUUGUAAUACGAGUUAUAUGGUGAUUUUACGACGGUAUUAAUGAUGUUUUACAGGAACCGUUGGACGUGGAAUACAACAUGACGGACAUAAGCGGCAAGAACCGGGACUUUAGCAAUCCUAUGUACGACGCCCUCGGCAAUAUGGAAUCGGACGCGGGCAGCGGAAUCUACGAGGUGCCCUUGGACGUUACCAAAACCAAGGGUGUGGUACAAGAGCCUGCGUCCGCCAUACUAGCGCCGUCCAGCGUCAUACAAAAAGCGUCGCCUCAGAUACAGAGAAGGCAUAGGGAAUUGGAACCGGCUUCCACGGACACGGGCAAAGACACCCAGAUGUUAGUCGAAGAGACCGACGACUGA
Molecule: messenger RNA, 74313 nt
Organism: Cinara cedri
Lineage: Eukaryota; Metazoa; Arthropoda; Insecta; Hemiptera; Aphididae
Source: the annotation of a GenBank genome assembly